This is a messenger RNA of Pelobates cultripes (western spadefoot toad), 59343 nucleotides long. Lineage: Eukaryota; Metazoa; Chordata; Amphibia; Anura; Pelobatidae. The record is from the annotation of a GenBank genome assembly.
GCAGCCCUGUUUUUAAACGGAGCCCAGAUAUCACAAAAUCUCCUCUAACAAAAUCAGAACAGCUUCUCAGAAUAGAUGACCAUGACUUCACCAUGAGACCAGGCUUUGGAGGUAUGGAAAAUGUUAACAACUCUGAGUUUAUUACAAUAACGUAUCAUUCCAUUAAACAUUGUCUGCUGACUAAGGACAAAUUCCAUUAUUUAUCUGUACCCUUGUUUCUCACUGUACUAAGUUUUUUUUUAUUAUUAUUAUUUUAUUGUACCGAGUUCUUUAGUAAUGUUUUAGCAUUUCCUCUACUACUAUGAUAUUACAUCCCUUAAAGGGACACUAUAGUCACAUGAACCACUUUAGCUUGAUGAAGCAGUUUUGGUGUAUUGAACAUGCCCCUGCAGCCUCACUGCUCAAUCCUCUGCCAUUUAGGAGUUAAAUCCCUUUGUUUAUGAACCCUAGUCACACCUCCCUGCAUGUGACUUGCACAGCCUUCCAUAAACACUUCCUGUAAAGAGAGCCCUAUUUAGGCUUUCUUUAUUGCAAGUUCUGUUUAAUUAAGAUUUUCAAGGGAGGAGUGGCUAGGGCUGCAUAAACAGACACAAAGUGAUUUAACUCCUAAAUGACAGUGAAUUGAGCAGUGAAAUUGCAGGGGAAUGAUCUAAACACUAAAACUGCUUUAUUUAGCUAAAGUAAUUUAGGUGACUAUAGUGUUCCUUUAAUAUACAAUUCUACCCCUCUUAUAAAUGAACCACUCGUUUAGCAUACAAGUAUUAAGGCACCAUGACAACUUCAGUGUUUUCAACCAGUCAUUGUGCAGGAGUUUGUAUGUGCAGCAUUCUGCUUCAUAGCAUGACUGCACAUACUGAGUUUAACACCACCCCCGGGUUAGCCCCCCCAUACUUAGAAUUUUAACAAAAGAUUAUUCCAUUUGUUAGAUCUUUGUUAGAUCAGGUUUGAUCAACAAUUUUUUUCGUUAGAUCUACUCUAAAAUAUGCGAUAUUAACAAUCAUUGUCAGGGGGGGCUAACCCGUAGCCAGCCCCCCCUCAACAAAAAUUUGGAGAAAAUGUUGUUGAUUACGAUAGCUCUACGUUAGAUCAGGUUUGAUCAGGCAAAAUUUUUGUUUGAUCUAGUCUAAUUACUGAGAUAUUGCAUAUAUAAUUAGGGGGGGCUAGCCCCCCCUCAACUGAAAUUUGGACAAAAUGUUACUGAUUUUGGUAGCUAUUCGUUAGAUCAGGUUUGAUCAACUGUUUUUUUCGUUAGAUCUAUCACGCAAGAGGCGGUAUUCCCUACUUAACUUUGUGGGCGUGACUACGGGUUAGCCCCCCCUCAGGUGAAAUUUGAAUUUUUUUAAAUUGAUUUUGGUAGAUAUUCAUUAGGUCAGGUUUGAUCAACUGUUUUUUUCGUUAGAUCUAUCACGCAAGAGGCGGUAUUCACUACUUAACUUUGUGGGCGUGACUACGGGUUAGCCCCCCCUCAAGUGAAAUUUGAAUUUUUUUUUAUUGAUUUUGGUAGAUAUUCGUUAGGUCAGGUUUGAUCAACAGUUUUUUUCGUUAGAUCUAUCACGCAAGAGGCGGUAUUCACUACUUAACUUUGUGGGCGUGACUACGGGUUAGCCCCCCCUCAAGUAAAAUUUGAAUUUUUUUUAAUUGAUUUUGGUAGAUAUUCAUUAGGUCAGGUUUGAUCAACUGUUUUUUUCGUUAGAUCUAUCACGCAAGAGGCGGUAUUCACUACCUAACUUUGUGGGCGUGACUAUGGGUUAGCCCCCCUCAAGUGAAAUUUGAAUUUUUUUUAAUUGAUUUUGGUAGAUAUUCGUUAGGUCAGGUUUGAUCAACUGUUUUUUUCAUUAGAUCUAUCACGCAAGAGGCGGUAUUCACUACUUAACUUUGUGGGCGUGACUACGGGUUAGCCCCCCCUCAAGUGAAAUUUGAUUUUUUUUUUAUUGAUUUUGGUAGCUAUUCGUUAGAUCAGGUUUGAUCAACUAUUUUUUUCGUUAGCUCUAUCACGCAAGAGGCGGUAUUCACUACCUAACUUUGUGGGCGUGACCACGGGUUAGCCCCCCCUCAAGUGAAAUUUGAAUUUUUUUUUAUUGAUUUUGGUAGCUAUUCGUUAGAUCAGGUUUGAUCAACUAUUUUUUUAGUUAGAUCUCUCACGCAAGAGGCGGUAUUCACUACCUAACUUUGUGGGCGUGACUACGGGUUAGCCCCCCCUCAAGUGAAAUUUGAAUUUUUUUUCAUUGAUUUUGGUAGCUAUUUGUUAGAUUAAGUAAGAUCAACUGUUUUUUUCCGUAAGAUCUAUCACGCAAAAGGCGGUAUUCACAAUCUUAUUUUAAUUUUGCACAUAAAUACCAGUAAAUUUUCAUAUCAAGCCACAGGUGACAUCAUAUUUUAGGAAUUUGCUAACACAAUGUGUAGAUCAUUUUCAAUAUUUGUUUUAAUUCUCUACAUGCACAGUAUUGAGGUGAUAAAGUCCUGCAUAUGCCCAGCCUGAACUUAUUAGUGAUAUUUGAAUACAGUUGCAAGAAAAAGUAUGUGAGCCCUUUGGAAUGAUAUGGAUUUCUGCACAAAUUGGUCAUAAAAUGUGAUCUGAUCAUCAUCUAAGUCACAACAAUAGACAAUCAGUCUGCUUAAACUAAUAACACACAAAGAAUGAAAUGUUGCCAUGUUUUUAUUGAACACACCAUGUAAACAUCCACAGUGCAGGUGGAAAAAUUAUGUGAACCCCUAGACUAAUGACAUCUCCAAGAGCUAAUUGGAGUGAGAUGUCAGCCAACAGGAGUCCAAUCAAUGAGAUGAGAUUGGAGGUGUUGGUUACAGCUGCCCAGGUCAGGAGUAAUUCUUGACCAUUCCUCUUUACAGAACUAUUUCAGUUCAGCAAUAUUCUUGGGAUGUCUGGUGUGAAUUGCUUUCUUGAGGUCAUGCCACAGCAUCUCAAUCGGGUUGAGGUCAGGACUCUGACUGGGCCACUUCAGAAGGUGUAUUUUCUUCUGUUUAAGCCAUUCUGUUGUUGAUUUACUUCUAUGCUUUGGGUCAUUGUCCUAUUGCAACACUCAUCUUCUGUUGAGCUUCAGCUGGUAGACAGAUGGCCUUAAGUUCUCCUGCAAAAUGUCUUGGGAAUUCAUUUUUCCUUCGAUGAUAGCAAUCUAUCCAGGCCCUGACGCAGCAAACAGCCCCAAACCAUGAUGCCCCCACCACCAUACUUCACAGUUGGGAUGAGGUUUUGAUGUUUGUGUGCUGUGCCUCUUUUUCGCCACAUAUAGUGUUGUGUGUUUCUUCCAAACAACUCAACUUUGGUUUCAUCUGUCCACAGAAUAUUUUGCCAGUACUGCUGUGGAACAUCCAGGUGCUCUUGUGCAAACUGUAAACGUGCAGCAAUGUUUUGUUUGGACAGCAGUGGCUUCCUCUGUGGUAUCCUCCCAUGAAAUCCAUUCUUGUUUAGUGUUUUACGUAUUGUAGAUUCGCUAACAGGGAUGUUAGCAUUUGCCAGUGACUUUUGUAAGUCUUUAGCUGACACUCUAGGAUUCUUCUUCACCUCAUUGAGCAGUCUGCGCUGUGCUCUUGCAGUCAUCUUUACAGGACGGCCACUCCUAGGGAGAGUAGCAGCAGUGCUGAACUUUCUCCAUUUAUAGACAAUUUGUCUUACCGUGGACUGAUGAACAGCAAGGCUUUUGGAGAUACUUUUAUAACCCUUUCCAGCUUUAUGCAAGUCAACAAUUCUUAAUCGUAGGUCUUCUGAGAGCUCUUUUGUGCGAGGCAUCAUUCACAUCAGGCAAUGCUUCUUGUGAAAAGCAAACCCAGAACUGGUGUGUGUUUUUUAUAGGGCAGGGCAGCUGUAACCAACACCUCCAAUCUCAUCUCAUUGAUUGGACUCCAGUUGGCUGACAUCUCACUCCAAUUAGCUCUUGGAGAUGUCAUUAGUCUAGGGGUUCACAUACUUUUUCCACCUGCACUGUGAAUGUUUACAUGGUGUGUUCAAUAAAAACAUGGCAACAUUUCAUUCUUUGUGUGUUAUUAGUUUAAGCAGACUGUGAUUGUCUAUUGUUGUGAGUUAGAUGAUGAUCAGAUCACAUUUUAUGACCAAUUUGUGCAGAAAUCCAUAUCAUUCCAAAGGGCUCACAUACUUUUUCUUGCAACUGUAUUCAAAUAUCACUAAUAAGUUCAGGCUGCGCAUAUGCUGGACUUUAUCACCUCAAUACUGUGCAUGUAGAGAAUAAAAAAAAAAUAUUAAAAAUGAUCUACACAUUGUGUUAGAAAAUCCAAGCAAAUUCCUAAAUUAUGAUGUCACCUGUGGCUUGAUAUGAAAAUUUACUGGUAUUUAUGUGCAAAAUUAAAAUAAGAUUGUGAAUACCGCCUUUUGCGUGAUAGAUCUUACGGAAAAAAACAGUUGAUCUUACUUAAUCUAACAAAUAGCUACCAAAAUCAAUGAAAAAAAAAUCAAAUUUCACUUGAGGGGGGGCUAACCCGUAGUCACGCCCACAAAGUUAAGUAGUGAAUACCGCCUCUUGCGUGAUAGAUCUAACGAAAAAAAUAGUUGAUCAAACCUGAUCUAACGAAUAGCUACCAAAAUCAAUAAAAAAAAUUUCAAAUUUCACUUGAGGGGGGGCUAACCCGUAGUCACGCCCACAAAGUUUAGUAGGGAAUACCGCCUCUUGCGUGAUAGAUCUAACGAAAAAAAUAGUUGAUCAAACCUGACCUAAUGAAUAUCUACCAAAAUCAAGUUAAAAAAAUUCAAAUUUCACUUGAGGGGGGGCUAACCCGUAGUCACGCAAACAAAGUUAAGUAGGGAAUACCACCUCUUGCGUGAUAGAUCUAACGAAAAAAACAGUUGAUCAAACCUGAUCUAACGAAUAGCUACCAAAAUCAGUAACAUUUUGUCCAAAUUUCAGUUGAGGGGGGGCUAGCCCCCCCUAAUUAUAUAUGCAAUAUCUCAGUAAUUAGACUAGAUCAAACAAAAAUUUUGCCUGAUCAAACCUGAUCUAACGUAGAGCUAUCAUAAUCAACAACAUUUUCUCAAAAUUUUUGUUGAGGGGGGGCUGGCUACGGGUUAGCCCCCCCUGACAAUGAUUGUUAAUAUCGCAUAUUUUAGAGUAGAUCUAACGAAAAAAAUUGUUGAUCAAACCUGAUCUAACAAAGAUCUAACAAAUGGAAUAAUCUUUUGUUAAAAUUCUAAGUAUGGGGGGGCUAACCCGGGGGUGGUGAGUUUAACCCCUCUGUCACUUCUGCCACAUCACGGGGAACAAGAGUUCUGGGCUAGCUAAUGUGAAUUCUGUUCAAAUGUGGCUUCAGUCAGGUUUUUGGUUUUAGAAACCCUCUAAGUUACUUGUCACAGUAUAACACAAUCGUUAUGUUGUAAAUUAUUGAUCCUCGCAACACAAUGCAUAUUGGCAUAUUGGCAAACUGCAGCACAGAAACUGAUUGUUUAACAGAGUCAGCAAAUGUGAAAACCCACCUCUGGAAUCUGACUGUCACCAUAUGAAGCUGUGUUUCAACAUCACGUACUACCUUAGCAUUUUCUUUUCUUGUCUUAUCUACUCAUCUCCUUCCCUUUAGAACUCCAUACAUAAACACACACACACACACAUACACACAUACAGUACCUGCUUUCACCUCUGUCACUUUUCAUUUCCAAUAUAAAUGGUAAUAUUUAAACACUAUUUCUGCUAUUAAUCAGAUAGGAUAGUUCAUGCCCCUUAGUGCUAUUUUUACAAGUCUCUACAUUGGGUUUAGUUAGAAACAUAGAACAUAGAAUGUGACAACAGAUAAAAACCAUUCAGCCCAUCUAGUCUGCCCAAUUUUCUAAAUACUUUCAUUAGUCCCUGGCAUUAUCUUAUAGCUAGGAUAGCCUUAUGCCUAUCCCACACAUGCUUAAGCUCCUUUACUUUGUUAAUCUCUACCACUUCAGCUGGAAGGCUAUUCCAUAUAUCCACUACCCUCUCAGUAAAGUAAUACUUCCUGAUAAACCUUUGCCCCUCUAAUUUAAGACUAUGUCUUCUUGUUGUGGUAGUUUUUCUUUUAAAUAUAGUCUCCUCCUUUACUGUGUUGAUUCCCUUUAUGUAUUUAAAUGUUUCUAUCAUAUCCCCCCUGUCUCGUCUUUCCUCCAAGCUAUACAUGUUAAAUUCCCUUAAUCUUUCCUUGUAAGUUUUAUCCUGUAAUCCAUGAACUAGUUAAGUAGCCGUUCUCUGUACUCUCUCUAAAGUAUCAAUAUCCUUCUGGAGAUAUGGUCUCCAGUACUGUGUACAAUACUCCAAGUGAAGUCUCACCAGUGUUCUCUACAAUGGCAUGAGCACUUCCCUCUUUUUACUGCUAAUACCUCUCACUAUACAACCAAGCAUUCUGCUAGCAUUUCCUGCUGAUGUAUUACUUUAAGUCAUCAGAAAUAAUUACCCCUAAAUCUCUUUCCUCAGAUGUUGAGGUUAGGACUCUAUCAAAAAUUCUGUACUCUGCCCUUGGGUUUUUACAUCCAAUAUGCAUUAUCUUGCACAUAUCCACAUUAAAUGUCAGUUGCCACAACUCUGAAGAUUUUUCUAGUUUACUUUAAUCAUUUGCCAUUUGGCUUAUCCCUCCUUGAACAUCAACCCUCUUACAGGGGUUCUUCCUGUUUCUUUUUUUAUCAUCAGCAAAAAGACAUACCUUACCAUCAAGACCUUCUGCAAUAUCACUAAUGAAAAUAUUAAAGAGAAUGGGUCCAAAUACAGAUCCCUGAGGUACCCCACUGGUAACAAGCCCAUGCUUUGAAUAUAUUUGAACCCCUGUUGCUUGCCAUUCAGCCACUGCCUUACCCAUUCAACAAUAUUGGAAUCCAAACUUAAAGAUUGCAGUUUAUUGAUAAGUCUUCUAUGUGCAACAGUGUAAAAAGCCUUACUGAAAUCUAGGUAAGCAAUGUCUACUGCCCCACCCUGAUCUAUUAUUUUCGUUACCCAAUCAAAAAAUCAAUAAGAUUAGUUUGGCAUGAUCUCCCUGAAGUAAACCCAUGUUGUCUCUGAUCUUGAAAUCCAUGUGAUUUUAGAUGUUCAACAAUCCUAUCCUUUAACAUGGUUUCCAUUACUUUCCCCACUACUGAAGUAAGGCUUACUGGCCUAUAGUUGCCCGACUCCUCCCUACUACCUUUCUUGUGAAUGGGCACAACAUUUUCCAACAUCCAAUCUUCUGGGACUACUCCUGUUAACAAUGAUUGGUUAAAAAAAUCUGUUAAUGUUUUGCAAGUACACCACUAAGCUCUUUUUUUUUUUUUUUUGACAAUCUUUAUUUAUCAGUUUUUUUCAACAGAUAAUGUAACAUUAGUCAGUCUGGUAACGAACAAUGUUUACUGAAAGAACAAUUUUGCGCAGACAAGGUUUUACUCUCGCUACCUGAUAGACCCGUCCUUGGGUUUCUUCUGUUAUACCCUUGAGCUAUCGUGGCUAAUGCCUGCAGUUAUAUUGCGCUUGUAUGUAGCUAGGUCGGAAUCCCGGGUCCUUAAGGCGAUUGCCGCCUCGGGCUCCAACUGAUUUAGACUGCGAUUCUAGCUGUCUGUGUCUGGUACUCUGUCCCUGGGGUACUUCCCUAGCGUUUAUCGUAGCCGUCUAUGGUUGUCCCUUAGGUGCACUGCGCUACUUGGGGUGCAAAACUAACAAUUGGAUCCGGUUAUCUCAUUCCCGGUUUCCCGGUACGGGUCUGUCGUCAUAUGGUGUACCUUCCCCUCUGCGAACUGCGGUGCUAAGUGACGUGCUGGUCAUAUGGGAGGUUACCUGUGCAUCUCUGAUAUGUGGGGAGCUUCUGUUCUACUUAGUAGCCAUCGGCCAGCUGCAGGUGCAGUGUUCGGGGUUAUUUGCGUGUGCUUUGGGGUCUUACUGUUUACCGGGAGUCGAGUGAUCCCGUGUCGCAAACCUGUCUGUGCGUCCGGCUGAUUAAAGGUGUCCGUCCUGGAUUACUCCAGGUCCCGGUGGUGUGUGUAGUUUGUUCAAGCGGGUGUUUUGUCUUCCAGUUGUCAGUUUUGGUCGGGGGGGGAAACUGUCAGUAGUCUGUGUGUGGUUAAUGGGUAGGGCGUGUCUGUGCCUAUGAGGGGUAAGGCAGUUGUCGUGAUGUUCUGUGAGUUUCAGCUAAAUUGGCUCGGGGGUCACAGUUCCAUUAGCCACAUAUGUACCAGGUCAAUGCACACCGCUCUGGUCUCCCGUGGAGGUCGGCCGUCAGGGUCUCCAUUGAGUAUAUGUCCUCCACCGCCGACACCCAAUGCCCCAAGGUGGGCGCUCUUGGCUGUUUCCACAUCCUCGGGAUAAGGAAACAGGCAUUGAAAGGGCGGCAGCUCCAGGGAUUUUUUGUAUGCUGUCAGUGGGCUUCGGGUGUGGUGCAAAAGCAUCGUUAAGGGUGCCAGGGGGAUAUCGGUGCCUGUAAUUUUGUUGACCUCUCCUCUAAUUUGUUCCCAGAAAGGGGCAAUUACCGGGCAUGACCACCACAUGUGGAUAUACGUGCCAGGUUGUGUGCCACAUCGCCAGCACAUGCCUGACGUGGUACCGUGCAUGCGGUGCAGUGUGUCGGGCGUUCUAUACCAGCGCGUUAGCACUUUAUAGUUUAAUUCCUGAUAUUUUGAGCUAAUAGAGCAUUUGUGCGUGAGGGUGUAAAUCUUGUCCCAUUCGUGUGCAGUGAGUGUCUCUCCCGCAUCCCUCUCCCAGUGGUCCUUGAACCUAAGCUCCACGUCCCUGUUCGUCCGAGUCAUGAGUAGUGUGUACAGUGUUGAGAUUCCCCUGGUGAUGUGUGUGCGUUGCACACAUAGGGUUUCAAAGUCAGUUAAGGGUCUGUGUAGGUGCCCCUUACCCGACAGGGCUGAGUAGUAAGAUUUUAUUUGGCGGUAUCUAAACUGUUCAAGGAAUGUAGAUGUUCUGUCGGGGCAUAGUUCUCCGAGUGUUUUUAGGCCAUUGGAGCUGAGCCAUUGGUGUAUAUAUGACCAGUCCGUCAGUUGGAGUCCGGCUAGGUCACCGCAAGUUAGUGAAUCUGCCAAGUCCGGGUUAUGUGUGAGGGGGAUCAGGGGAUUGGGUGAAGUGGUGAGUUGUAGACGGUAUCGGGUUGCCAUCCAGACCCUUAGGGUGGCGUCUAUUAAGGGAUUUUUAGUUUGUAGGUCUGCGUGUGUAGCAGUGUGUAGCCAUAAUGUGGGGGGUAUGUGCCCUCCCGACUGUUCCAAUUCCAGUGUGACCCAUUGUUUUGUGGGAUGUUGUGCGUGCCAGUCUGUGAGCCUGUGUAAAUGUGCGGCCCGGUAGUAUGUCUCAAUUGAGGGCAGGCCGGCUCCCCCCAACGGUUUCGGCAAUUCCAAUGUCGUUCUCUUGAUGCGCGUUGGGCGCGAAUUCCAAACGAAUCUGCGGAUGGCGGUCGUCAGGGAGCUAAAGAACGCUCUGGGGACCGCGAUCGGCACCGUCUGGAAUAAAUAGAGCAGUCUGGGUAGAAGGUUCAUUUUGACUGCGUUAAUGCGUCCAAACCAAGAUAUAUAUUGAGGGGCCCAUUUUCUCAUGUCUGCCUGGAUCGUUUGUAGCAGCGGGUGGUAGUUUUGGUAGUACAGUUGGGUCAUGUCUUUUGGUAGCCAUAUACCCAGGUAUUUCAAUUUAGUGGGACACCAUUUGAAGCGGAAUUGGGUGUAUAGCGUCGAUGAGGAGUCCUGAGGGCCAGGUAGGUGAAGGGCUUCUGACUUAUCUGUGUUGAGCUUAAGGUUAGAUAUCAAGCCAAACCUUCGGAAUGUGGCCAGAAGAUUAGGAAGUGAUAUCCGCGGAAGGAUGAGAAAAAAUAACAUGUCAUCCGCGUAUGCAGCAACCCGAUAUUCUCGCUGGCCAACGAUGAAUCCCGUGAUACCCCCGUCUCGUCGGACCGCCCCCAGGAAGGGUUCCAGGGAGAGGGCAAACAGGAGGGGGGACAGCGGGCAGCCCUGGCGGGUUCCAUUUCGAAUGGGAAAGGGGGCGGACAGAGCACCAUUCACCCGAAUCCGAGCCGUCGGGCUUGUGUACAGGGAAAGGACCCAUGAUCUCAUGCGUGGGCCGAAUCCCAUGUGUGUGAGUGUUUCCUCCAAGUACACCCAGUCCACCCGGUCGAAGGCCUUCUCGGCAUCUGUCGAGAGGAGGAGUAGCUCCCGAUGUUGCGACCUUGCUACUUGCAGAAUGUUUAGGGCUUUGAUGGUGUUAUCCCUUCCCUCCCUCUCUGGGACGAACCCGACCUGGUCCGAGUGCACUAGGUGUGGUAGGUGCUUAGCGAUUCGCAGGGCUAGUGUCUUGGCGAACAGUUUGAGGUCUGCAUUGAGCAGGGAUAUGGGGCGGUAGCUAGCGCAAUUCGCUGGGUCCUUACCUUCCUUGGGUAUUACCGUGACUAUGGCCGCUAGUGUGUCGGUGGGAAACCGUUCCCCGUCUUGAAGUGAGCCACGACCUCGUAGGAGGUUCAGCAAUAAUAUAUCGCGGAAUGUACGCAAGUAUGCCAGUGGAAGGCCAUCUGGGCCAGGAGCCCUGUGGGAUUUGGAGAUUUCCAAAUAUAUCUGGUAUCUGGCGUGUUAUUAGUAUCAAAGUAUUGUGUCAGUGCUUGCCUGGCUUGUUCCUUGUCCACUAGGUCGAGCAGUAAGUUUUCGUUCAACUUCCAUUGCCGUUCUGCAGGUUUAUGUAGGGGGGAUUGGAUUUGUACUGUGAUGGGGGCAUGGUCAGAGUCUGCGAUAUGCCCUAUGCUAGCUCGUUGGAGUAAUGUUAGGGCCUCUUGUGCCAUUAGGAUGUAGUCGAUUCGGCUGUAGCGCUGAUGUACAGCCGAAUAGAAGGUGUAGUCUCUGCCCUCGGGGUUAGCCACUCUCCAGCAGUCAGCCAAGCCACACUGGGCUAAAGCCCUCCCUGUUGAGCGUAUGCAGUGACCUGGUAUCGAAGUUUCUCCCCUAGAUGUAUCCAGCCUAGAGUCAAGGGGAAUGUUGAGGUCCCCUGCCACUAUCAGAAGGCCUUCUCUGAAUUUGUUUAGUAAGGCUAGCGUUUUAGUUAGGAAGACGUGUUGGCGUCGAUUAGGGGAGUACAGGCAGGCAAAUGUGUAAGUGGACUGUGCCAUUGUUCCUUUGAUAAAUACGUAUCUACCCCCGGGGUCUGACUUCUGCUCCGUGCAGACGAAUGGGACUGUACUGGAGAGUAGGAUUGCUACUCCGGCCUUCUUCCCGUCUGGGUGAUUGGCAUAAAAUCCUGUGGGGUAACGCCUGUUUCUCACGGUCGGCGCCUCUGCACCCUGAAAAUGUGUUUCCUGUAAAAACGCCACUGAGGCGCACUCUGCCCACAGUGUGCGAAGUAUUUGGGACCUUUUUUCGGGAAUGUUUAGGCCUCUCACAUUGUUAGACCAUAGGGUCAGCGGUGUCGGCUUGUAGUUAGAGCCCAUCUCUAUCAGCGUUAUUUGUGAGGCGUGUGUGGGAAUGUAUGCGUCAGUGGUUAGUGGGUGUAGGGGUAAGGUCUGUCCGGUGUCUGGGGAGGGGGUAAGUCUGUCCAAGAGUAAGGCAACUGUGGCCUCCGAGUGUAUAUACAACGUGAGUCCGUUACUUGGGGUAUGCGGUCCCUCUGGUCUGGGUCGUUCGAUAGUGUCGUGUCGAGCCCUUCCCUUGGCUCCAAGCUCAUCUAUCGUGCUGGAUUGUAGAUCUCUCCGAGCAUGUUUCCGUCCCGGAAAUCCCACCCACCUUCGUCGUCCCUCCCUGUCACGGCCUAUGUAUGGGCUAUCUGACUCGGGCCCCAAGUUUCACGUCAUUCUGUUACUGUCACUACACAUAUUGUACAGCGUCUGCGCAAUUGUUUACAAACAAUAGAAACCAUAUACCAAUAUAACAAUCAUAAUAAACAGUUGUGGAGCAAGGGCCCCCAUUCUCCCCCCCAAGGGAGUCCCCCGCAUUCCCUCCUUGGUGGCCCCACUGCGUGCCUGAAAGGCCCUCGGCUGUCCAGAAGGUGCUGGAGUCCAUGCUAUCGGUCGGACCCAUCAGGCUAGAGCUUGGGGAGAUCACCCUUACAGCGGUGGGUACUACCCCGGUAUGGUGGCAGCCUCCCGGCCUCCACCCCCACACCCCAUCCACCCAAAGGUAGCUGGUGUUCCUGGACCGUGGUAACUAGGAGAGUCCCAGCGUGGCAUGUCCAUGCAAAGGCUAUCUCCUGAGGGUCCCCACCCCUGGUUGUGAGGCUUAGGUUAGGCCACCCCCUGCUAGUGUGGAUCUGGACCCCGUGUUGCGGGCUUAGGUCAGGGAAUCAAGUACAUACCAAGUUGUGCUGUGGUUCGACCAGGUGCGUGGGGGGCCAUGUCAUCUCGUGGUGCCUGACACCCACAGGAGCUUCCGAUGGUCGGUGUCUAGGCCUUCAGGGGUCUUGUAGCUUACUCUCGUAGUGGCUGGGGGGCCGUUGGUGGGGUGGCAGGUCGGCGGUCGGGGUAGCCGAAUGGGAGGUAGGGGGCCAGGUUCAUAGGUUUAUUCUUCAUGGCUGUCCGGGCCACCCCGCCGGAACUCGCUGCCUGUAAGGCCUGUGCCCGGCCUGUCGCUGACUGUCAGUGGAUGCUGUGGUUGUUGCUCCAGGACCCAGUUGGAUACCGUAACCGCGGGUAGACUCGUGGCUCGUAUGAAGCGUGGAACAUCCGCUGGCCAGCGAUGAUAUGCCAGGAUUGGCCCACCUUCGUCUGCAGGCUGAAAGGGAAGCCCCAUUUGUAUGGGAUCCUCCGCUCCCAGAGAAUGGCGGUUACUGGACGCAGCGCCCUCCUGGCCUCUAGCGUGAGCGUGGAAAGAUCCUGGUAAAGCGAGACCUGUCCGUCUCUAAAGGCGAUGUUCUGCUGAUUGCGCGCCGCUCUCAUGAUGCCAUCUUUUAAGGCGUAAGAGAGCAAGCAGCAGAUUACGUCUCUCGGUGGUCCCUCAGGGGACAAGGGUCGCAGCGCUCUAUGGGCUCUUUCGAUACCGUAGUCUUCUGGGGCUCUGUCUCCCAGAAUAUGGGUAAACAGGUCUGUCAGGAGUUCUGGCAGCGUUUCGUCCGCGUUUUCGGGUAGGCCCCUUAUGCGGAUAUUGUUCCUCCUUCCGCGGUUGUCCAGGUCUUCUAGUUGUCUCCUGAGAUCUAGUAGGACAUUGCCCUGUCUGGUGGUGGCAGUGUCAGUGGCAUGUUGGUGCUGCACAGUCUGGGCUCUGUCUGCUUCUAGGGCCUCUACCCUGUGUUCAAGGGCUGUCAGAUCUUUCCUCACCUCCAUGACUUCCUCCCUGAUUGCAGUCCUGAUUUCUGCCAGCAUCUCAGCUUUGUCAGCCCUGGACAGCAUAUUGGCAGUGAUCUUGGCCAGCUCGGAUGAAAUAUGUGCAAGAGUGUCUCCCCUGGGUGAGCCCUGCGUCUGGCUGUCACUGCUGCUAUCCCCUGGGGAGGCCGGCGCCAUUUUGGCUGCGGCCGGCGCAGACCGCAUGUCUCGCGGCGUGCAUACAUAGCCGUCCAUGGGGCCCGAGGUGCGACCCGGAGAGCCGGCUUGUGAGGGUCCCGGCGUGUGGGGUCUCCUGGAUUUACCCAUCCCGGGUUGAAUAGCGCUUGUUGAUGGGUGCUAGUGUGAGCUGGGGCCGCGGAGCAGGCUCGGGAUGCGUCCUACUCCAUACCCGGUCAGGCCAUGCCCCCCGUUGAUCCACUAAGCUCUUUUAAUAACUUUGGGUGUGUUCCAUCAGGUCCCAUUCAGGGCCGGACUGGCCCACCGGGAUACCGGGAAAUUUCCCGGUGGGCCGCCGCACCUGGGGCCUGUCUGACAGCCCUGAUCAUUGGGUUCCUGUGGAGCCCUGUGAUCCCGGCCGGCCAUGUGUGAGCUGUGCAGCCGCACAGAGCCCCAUGGGAGCAGGGGUUGCCAGGCGGCACAGCUCACACAUGGCCGCCGAUGAGAAAUUUGUUUUUUUUUUAAAAUUGCGGUGGGGGCGGGGCUUACGUGCGGUGGGGGCGGGGCUAGCGUGCGGCGGGGGCGGGGCUUAUUGGGCGGCGGCGGCCUGGCUGACUGCAGCAUGGGAAGCAGGAAGGAGUUCCUGCUUCCCCAACAACCAGCCUGCAGGAGCUCCAAGCAGGAGGUAAGGAGCAGGUCAGUGUGUCUGUGUGUGUGUGUGACUGUGUGUGUGUGACUGUGUGUGUGUGACUGCCUGUGAGUGACUGCCUGUGAGUGUGUGACUGUCUGUGUGAGUGUGUGACUGUCUGUGUGAGUAUGUGACUGUCUGUGAGUGUGUGACUGUCUGUGAGUGUGUGACUGUCUGUGUGAGUGUGUGACUGUGUGACUGUGUGACUGUCUGUGUGUGACUGUGUGUGUGUGACUGUCUGCCUGUGUGUGUGUGUGUGUGACUGUCUGCCUGUGUGUGCGUGUGUGACUGUCUGCCUGUGUGUGCGUGACUGUCUGCCUGUGUGUGACUGUCUGUCUGUGUGUGUGGCUGUCUGCCUGUCUUUGUAUGUGUGGGUGUUUGCCUCGGUGUCAGUGACUGUCUUGAUAAAAAUGAGUGCAAGGCACCCGGAAGCUCUUCACAUUAGAAAAUAAUUUUUUGAUUAACAUUAUAAGGGAUGUUUCACUUUUUGUCUCAUGAUAAAUUAUGCAAGUUGUUAUGCAUUUUUUUUUUUAUUGAAAAAGGCAGGAAGAUACAGAAAAAGAUCACAAGUACGGUAACACAAACUAUCACAGACUUUAAAUAUAAAAAGAUAAUAUAGUCAGCAAUAAAAAGCUAAUGGAAUAAAUGCAGCUAACACAGAGGCACAUCAUGUCAUCUUAAAAUACAAACAUUUGCAUAAUAGUAAGGUGAAAGAGUACGUAACCAGUCUUGGUGUUGCCUAGGUAGAAGCCAAGGCAUAUCUUAUUUAAGAAUUGGACAUAUAUACAAAAAAAAAAAAAAUCAGUAGUUAAAAUGAAGCCGUAAACGAACAGGGAAGUAUAGAACAAAUAAGGAAAGAAGUAGAGACAAUAAGAGAGGAAAGUGAAAGGGGAGAAGGAGAUGUACAUUUCAAACCCAAAUAGCUAUUCGUUUAUCAGCAUUAUUACUUUGGAAUUACAUUUCCAAUGGGAAAUGCUUAAUCAAUAAAUUGUUCAUAGUGUUGUAUAUCUAGCAAUUAUAUUUACUAAAUGUGUAUUAACAAAAGAUGCAAUCUUAGAUAAAACUUGUUCUCGUGGUUACUGUAGUACUUUUAUUAAUAAUUUUAAGCCUGUGUCAGAUAGCUUUGCCUUCAUUUAAUCUUCCCUUCUUUUAUAAUUAUGAUUUUGCGGUAUUACACUAUAACUCACUAUGCAAUUGGUAUCAAUUACAAAUUAAAAAUUAAAAAAAAUAACACAGUUUAGUUGAUGUUUUAUAUGUCAUGCUUAACACCUUGAGACAUACUAACUAUGACAAGCAUUGGAUUUGAGGUAUAGAAGUCAAGUGGUAGCUCUCUAGCUGUUGAUGGAAUAAAACUACAAAGAUCCACCUUUUAUGUUGUCAGUUUAUUUUAACACUUUCAUGAUGGCACUCUCAUACUCAGUGAAGCUCUGCAUUUAACAUCCUGCAGCAAAUCCAACAACCCUCAGCCGCGGUCUUGCUUUUACAACUAGGCAUUCUUUUUACUUUUCCUAUCCUCUGUCUCUUUAUUCCUUUUUGGGGGGUUGAGUUGUAUAGUAUAGGCAUUUAUUAAGGGGUGCCCUUGAAGGCACUUAGUUUUUCUAUCUUACAAGCGUCAGGAUUACCUAUAUUUCCUACAUCUCUAUUUAUCAUUGCAUCUAAUCCUAGCUUGUUACUGCCUCCUAUACCUCCCUAUUUACAGGUAUUCUCUGCCUCUUUUCUAUUAACUAUUGCAACCACAUUGGUAUGCUGUUUAACCUCCUGUGUAUUAGAGAUACUUUAUCUAUAUACAGCAGACCGUGUCCUGCAGGAGGAGUUCAGAGGACACCAAUACUCCACCCUCCUAUCUUGAACAUUGUUUAUAGCAAGUGGCUUCACUUUUUACUAUUUAAUUAUCUCUCUGUAUUUAGACCUUUUUUGGGAGGUUGUGCUAUAUAGUAUAAGCAUUUAUUAAGGGGUGCCCUCGAAGGCACUUAGAUCUUCUAUCUUACAAGCAUCAGGAUUAUCUAUAUUUUCUACAUCUCUAUUUAUCAUUGCAUCUAAUCCUAGCUUGCUACUGCCUCCUAUACCUCCCUAUUUACAGGUAUUCUCUGCCUCUUCUUCAUUAACCCCUUCGCGACCGAGGACGGUUCAGGACCGUCAUCGGCAUUUUUGCGUUGUCGACCGAUGACGGUCCUGAACUGUCCUAAUGGUCUCCGUUACUUACCUGAUCGCCGUCGUUCCCCCGGCAGCGAUCAGCGUUGCUCCGGUUGUGGGGAGACUGCCUGCAGCCCAGACAGUCUCCCCACACUGAAUUAGGACCCCUGUGGCCAUGUGAUCGCUCAACACAGCGAUCACAUGGUCACAAUAGGUGUCCAUGUGUCUGCCUGCAGUCUCCCUGCUAGUGUAAAAUCAUUUAAAAAAAUAAAGUUGGUGUUAAGAAAAAAAAAUAAUUAUAUAUGUGUAUACAUAUAUGAUAUAUAGACAUAUAUUAUAUCAAUAUAAUAUAUGUAUAAUGCCAUACUAAGUGUAUUUUUAUAUUAAUAUGUACUUAUAUUAAUAUAAAAAUACACUUAUAAUUAAAUUACACACGUAUAUAUAAUAUAUAUAAUAACUAUAUAUAUUGUAUAUAUAUAUAUUAUUAUAAAAUAUAAAUAAUAAGUAAUUUAAAUUAAAUAAAAAAUUUUUUAAUAUAAUAAAAAAUUUAAAAAAAUUAUAUAGCUAUAUGAAAUUUUAUUCUAACUGUAUUUUAAAAUUAAUAUAUAUAUAUUUAUAUCAAAAUACACUUAGAAUGAAUUUGUAUAUAUAUCUAUGUAUAUAAAAAUAAUAAGAAAUAUACAUAUGUCCAUAUACAAAAUUACAUAAAUAAUUAUAUAAAUAGAUGGGGUUAUAAUAUAACCCCAUCUAUUUAUAUAAUUAUCUAUUUAUAUAAUUAUUAUUUAUAUAUUAUAUAAUAUAUAAUUAUAGCCAAAGAUGGGGUACAUUGACGUUGUGGCAGGCUUAUGCACUGUAUGAUCAUAUAAUGUAACUAAACCCCCAUUAUUUAAAAAUAAAGUUAGUGAUAAUAAAAAAAAAAAAAUUAUAUAUGUGUAUACAUAUAUGAUAUAUAGACAUAUAAUAUAUCUAUAUAAUAUAUGUCUAUAUAUCAUCUAUAUAAUGCCAUACUAAGUGUAUUUUUAUAUUAAUAUGUACUUAUAUUAAUAUAAAAAUACACUUAUAAUUAAAUUAUACACGUAUAUAUAUAAUAUAUAUAAUAACUAUAUAUAUUGUAUAUAUAUAUUAUUAUAAAAUAUAAAUAAUAAGUAAUUUAAAUUAAAUAAAUUUUUUUUAUAUAAUAAUAAAUUUUUUUUUAAAAAUUAUAUAGCUAUAUGAAAUUUUAUUCUAACUGUAUUUUAAAAUUAAUAUAUAUAUAUUUAUAUCAAAAUACACUUAGAAUGAAUUUGUAUAUAUAUAUCUAUGUAUAUAAAAUAAAUAAAAAUAAUAAGAAAUAUACAUACGUCCAUAUACAAAAUUACAUAAAUAAUUAUAUAAAUAUACACAUAGACUUCAAAUAUAUAAAUAUGCAUAUAUAUUUAAAUUCUACGUGCGUAUUUAUGUAAUAUUUUUACAUAAUUCAGUAAUUUUAUUGAUUGCAAUUUGAGGGACCUGCCUGCCAGCCCAGGCCGAAAUUCCAGAGAAUUGAAUUUGCUAGCACUGUAUUUUACCCUGUAACGUUCUACGACACCCUAAAACCUGUACAUGGGGGGUACUGUUUUACUCCGGAGACUUCGCUGAACACAAAUAUUAGUGAUUCAAAACAGUAAAACAUAUCACAGCGAUGAUAUUGUCAGUGAAAGUUACUUUUUUUGCAUUUUUCACACACAAACAGCACUUUUACUGAUGAUAUAAUUGUUGUGAUACGUUUUCCAGUUUUUAAAUACUAAUAUUUGUGUUCAGCGAUGUCUCCUGAGUAAAACAGUACCCCCCAUGUACAGGUUUUAUAGCAUUUUUGAAAGUUACAAGGUCAAAUAUAUGGGUCAAAUAUUUUUACAUUGAAAAUGGCCAGGUUGGUUACGUUGCCUUUGAGAGCGUAUGGUAGCCCAGGAAUGAGAAUUACCCCAUGAUGGCAUACCAUUUGCAAAAGAAGACAACCCAAGGUAUUGCAAAUGGGGUAUGUCCAGUCUUUUUUAGUAACCACUUGGUCACAAACACUGGCCAAAAUUAGCGUUCAAUUUAGUUUUUUUACUUUUUUCACACACAAACAAAUAUGAAUGCUUACUUUGGCCAGUGUUUUCGACUAAGUGGCUACUAAAAAAGACUGGACAUACCCCAUAUUGAAUACCCUGGGUUGUCUACUUUAAAAAAAAUAUGUACAUGUGGGGUGUUAUUCAGAGAUUUAUGACAGAUAAUAGUGUUACAAUGUCACUAUUGAUAAAUUUUAAAAAUGUAUGUUUUGAAACCGCAAUAUCCUACUUGUACCUAUAGCCCUAUAACAUGCAAAAAAAAGCAAAAAAGCACGUAAACACUAGGUAUUUUUAAACUCAGGACAAAAUUUUGAAUCUAUUUAGCAGUUUUUUUCAUUCGCUUUUGUAGAUGAGUAAAAGAUUUUUCAAGUAAAAGUCAAAAAACAUGUAUUUUUUUCAAUUUUUCAUCAUAUUUUUUUAUUUUUUUUAAAAUUAAAAUACAUGAGAUUAUAUAAAUAAUGGUAUGUAAAGAAAGCCCCAUUUUGUCCUGAAAAAAACAAUAUAUAAUUUGUAUGGGAACAGUAAAUGAGAGAGCGGAAAAUUCCAGCCAAACACAAACACCACAAAAGUGUGAAAAUAUGCCUGGUCGCAAAUGUACAACAUCGCAAAAACAGUCCAGUCCUUAAGGGGUUAACUAUUGCAACCAUAUUGGUGUACUGUUUAACCUCUUGUGUAUUAGAGGUACUUUAUCUAUAUACAACAGACCCUGUUUUGCAGGAGGAGUUUAGAGGAUACUAAUACCCCACCCUCCCAUCUUGAAUUCAGUGACAUUGUUUAUAGAAAGUGGCUUAACUUUUUACUAUUAAAGUAUCUCUUUGUAUUUAAACCUCUCUUGCUAGCAAGCGUCAGGAUUACCUAUAGUCUCUAUAUUUCUACUGACCAUUAUAUCUAACCUAGCUUGCUACUGUCUCCUAUACAGGGCCGGCGCGUCCAUAAGGCGGCACAGGCGGCCGCCUUAGGGCGCACCGGCUCCGGGGGCGCAAUAUUUCAGUGACCGGCAGGAGGGAAGCUCUCCCUCCUGCCAGGCCACCAUCUCGACCCCCGGUGCGGCAGUGCUGUGAUCAGACGCGGCGAGGGAGCUCUAACCUCUCUGCUCUGCUCCCUCACGCGCUGUCUGCUGAUACCGCGGGAGCCGGAAUAUGACGUCAUCAACCCGGCUCCCGCGGUAUCAGAAGGCAGCCGCGAGGGAGCAGAGCAGAGAGGUUAGAGCUCCCUCGCCGCGUCUGAUCACAGCACUGCCGCACGCUUCCCAGUAGCCCCACUGGACCCCAGGGAAUGAUUCAUCAUCCACACCAGCUCUCCAGGUAGGGAGGCUGGGUGGAAAAUGUUUAUUUAUUAAAAUAAUUAGUGAGUGUGUGUAUGUGUGACUGUGUGUCUGUGAGUGACUGUCUGUGAUUGAAUGUGUGUCUGUGUGUGAGUGUCUGUGUGUGUCUGUGUGUGAGUGUAUGUGUGCCUGAGUGACUGUGUGCAUGAGUGUGUGUGUCUGUGAGUGUAUGUGUGUGUCUGUGAGUGUAUGUGUGUGUCUGUGAGUGAUUGUAUGAGUGUGUGUGUGUGUGUCUGUGAGUGCUUGUAUGAGUACUGCAUGUGAGUGUAUGAGUGUGGCAGUGUAUGUGUGUCUGUCAGUGUGUGUUUGUGAGUGUCUGUCAAAUCAGUGAGAGUAUCUUUGUCAUUGAGUCUGUGUGUGAGUAUCAGUGUGUCUGUCAAUGAAUGAGUGUGUGUCAGAUCAGUGAGUCUGUGUGUUUGUCAUUGAGUGUGUGUGACUGUCAGUGUGUAUACACCACUAAGUGUAGCGUGGCGGAGCGCAGUACAGGAGCUUCUGUUUCCUGUACCCGACCAGACUGACCGGAGGUGCUCACUGAGAGAGCACUCCCUGUCAGUCUGGCCAGGUACAGAAAAUUGAAGCUCCUGUAGGGGAUAUCCUCCACUCGGCAACGCUACAAGAGAGGUAGGAGGCACACCAGGAAGGGGAGUGCGACCACUAAAGGGGUGGGGGGUGCACCAAGGGACAGGGAGGGGAGGGGAGAGAAACACCAAGGGACAGGAAAAAGAGGGGAGAGCUUAGAAGAACACUAAGGGACAGGGAAGGGAGGGGACCACUAAUGGACGGGGAGAGGGGCUGGUUAAGAGGCACAUAAGUGAAGAUGUUAUUUUGGGGGGGGUGGAAAGAUACAUCUUCGCCUAUGUACCCAAAAAUCUUUGCACCGGCCCUGCUCCUAUACCUCUUUAUUUUACAGGUAUUCCCUGCCUCUUUUCCAUUAACCAUUGCAACCAACUGUUGUGCUGUUUAACCCCUUGUGCACUAGAGGUAUUUCAUCUAUAUUCAACCUACCCUGUUCUGCAGGAAGAGUUUUGAAGAUACUAGUAUCCCACUUCUCUAUUUAGAAUUCAGUUACAUUGUUCAUAGCAAGUAGUUUUACUUUACACAAAUAAGUAUUUCUUUGAAGCAACACUUCUCUUGCUAUUGAUUCUAUUGGAGGUUUAAUACCCCUACUAGUUUAUAGGACAUAUUAUUUUUUAGCCUUGUGCUUUUUGUUUUGCUUUUAUCUUUUCUAUUUUACAUUUUAAUAUAUCCAUUAAAAGUUAUUUUUUAUGCCCAUUUCAUUGUGACUAUAUUUACCAAAAUGUUGAGACACUUUAUGGUAGUUUUUUCUUUUCAUUUUUGUAUUCAUAUAAAUUCACCAUUUAGGGGUUACCCCCCAUUUUGUUUCUACCCAUAUUUAUAUCUAGGCUCUCCUUUUUUCUUUUUUAGUUACUCAUCUCACACUCAUACUCAUAGGAGCUCUGCAUUUAACAUCCUGCAGCAAAUCCACCAACCCUCACCACUUCCCACCCAUUAACCCAGGUUCCCUCUAAAUAUAUAGCAUGCUCCUCCAGCUGUUUGAGAUCCUCCCUCAAUUACCUCUCCAUUCCCUUUAUAUUUUACCAAUAGCUGCUUCUCUUUGUUAAGUCUUUUUUAGCCAUCACCUCCAAAUUUCCCCUGCUACCUCUUGUCUCAAAUCCCCAUUUUAUCCUUUAGAUUGUAAGCUCACGGGCUAUCUAGCUAAGUACUUUGUAUAAAAUACCUCCAAUGGCUAGUUAUCAGCUUAUGGGCAUGGCUCUUUCUACCUCUUGUAUUUGUCUGUGUAUAUUGUAUGUGCUUCACUGAGCGCUGCGGAAUCUGUUGGCGCUUUAUAAAUAACAGUAAUAAUAAUAAUAAUGGUGUGCAUUUCUGCAACCACUUGUCAGGAAUGGGUAAUUUCCUCCUGGAGAAGAUAUUUUGGUGUCCUGAAGAUAUUUGAUAUCCUUUGUAAAAUUAGAGUUGAAUAUGAAUAUAUACACAUUUAAAGUGACAAUAAACUAGAGAGCCGUUAUUUCUGCCUGGAUAGUAAAUCCAUCAGAACCAACCUCUGCUGACGCCAGAGUGAUUUGGACAGCAGCCAGAGCUCUGUGACUCAAAGCUCCCUCUUAGUGCCAGUGAAAGCUUAGUCUAUCGCCCACCACAUAUUUCAGAUGACGCAGAUCAUGAUGAUAAUACCAGAUUUUUUUUUUGUAAACCUUGCCAUACUAAUGCAUCUUUUACUGUUGCAUGAAUGUAUGUCUCGGGGGUCAUUUGUUCUGUUAGUAACACUGUAACUCAAUAUUACAAGUUGAAAACAUAUGUACUCUAGUAUCUAACCAGCAUACUGUCCUUGUUUAUGAGCCAAGAGACACAAACAUGCAGAUACAGAAUUUCUUACUAAAUAAAAAAAACUUUUCAUUAAAAUUUUAACCUUUUUAUCCCUUAAAUUCCAAUAAAUUGAAUGAAUUGCUCAAAUGUUUAGUGCUCAAAUGGUUAAAACAACAGAUUAUAGAACAUGCUUUUCUUCUGACCUGCAGGAUUAGAAAUUGUGAUUCAUCUUACAUUUCUUGGCUGACAGAUGGUCAUUCAAAUCCAAGCUACUGUUAGUGUUAUUCUUUGAGGCAUUCUGUACCAAACAACUGGCUAAUCCACACAAUGCCAAACACAAACAUAUAGUAUGGGAAUUAUAAUCUGGCUCAGAUAGAGGAAUCACUGAUACUUUCAUUAUUUUAAAAACAUUUAGAGGAUAUAAUCAGAGCUGGGGGGUAGUGCAUGCAUGAAAAUGUAUUUUCUUGCUUUAUUCCCACAAUCCCUGGGUUAAUGUCUGUUUGCAAUUCUGCAUGUAAGUAAGCAAACUUACUUCCAGUAGAAGCUACUAUUGUUUAAAGAUUGUGGGACACUGCCCUCUCGACUUGUUGGGCUUUGAGCCCUGGCCACUUAAAGGACCACUCUAGGCACCCAGACCACUUCAGCUUAAUGAAGUGGUCUGAGUGCCUGGUCCAGCUAGGGUUAACCCAUUUUUUUUUCUAAACAUAGCAGUUUCAGAGAAACUGCUAUGUUUAUGAAUGGGUUAAGCCUUCCCCUAUUUCCUCUAGUGGCUGUCUCAUUGACAGCCACUAGAGGCGCUUGCGUGCAUCUCACUGUGAUUUUCACAGUGAGAGCACGCCAGCGUCCAUAGGAAAGCAUUAUGAAUGCUUUCCUAUGUGACCGGCUGAAUGCGCGCGCAGCUCUUGCCGCGCAUGUGCAUUCAGCCGACGGGGAGGAGAAGAGGAGGAUCGGAGGAGGAGAGCUCCCCGCUCAGCGCUGGAAAAAGGUACGUUUUUACCCCUUUCCCCCUUCCAGAGCCGGGCGGGAGGGGGUCCCUGAGGGUGGGGCACCCUCAGGGCACUAUAGUGCCAGGAAAAUGAGUAUGUUUUCCUGGCACUAUGGUGGUCCUUUAACCCCAUGUACUAAACCUCUGGCACACUGAGACAUCAUGGCCUGUAUAACAUCAUAAAUAUAUAGUUAUGUAUUUGGGAAUCAACAACCAUUUAAAGAGGUCCAACUUCACCUAUUGACAGGACAAUGCUUAAUCCUGUCUUAUGGUGUAUUCAAUAAUUUGACAUCCAAACUCAAAGCCAAUGGCUGAUGUCAGAAAAUUGAGCAUGUCUGAGGGUCCUAUACCCAGAAAUAGUUGUUGCUUUUUUCUUUUAAAAAAUGUCACAAAAUCCUCACACUAUUAAUUUCUGAGCAUCUUAGCAGUAUCUCCAGACUUCAGUAAAAGAUGUUAUGGACAUUUCAGGGAUAAUCAUGACACAUUUCAAAUGUUGUUAUUUUUCUGACACACACUUAUCAUUAGUCCUUACCAUGCCAAUAUAUUAGAUUUAUAUUUAUUUAUUUUUGCAAUAAAAAAAUGGGGGUGGAGGUGCAUUGCUUAAUAUCCUAUUAUGCACAAGCUUCCUCUGGCUCUGACUAUUGAGUGGCUACCUCUGUAUUGUACCCAACUCUAUAUAUAGUACGGGUAUUAGAAUUGUGCACAGCGAGAAGAUUUGACUCAACUGAUCCAUUUUUCGAAAUAGAACAAAAUAGAAUUUCACCCAAAACUCGGUUUGGCUUGGUAGAAUUUCGGUACCGAAAACCCAACUUGGCAACUGAAUUAGACACAAUAAAAGGGAAGGAAAAUGGGCCAAUCAGUGUAUUAUAAAUAUAUAUAAUAUUGUAUUAUGUAUAUAUUUUGCAUUAAACUGAUAGGAGCAUUUUCAAUCAUUUUCUAAGAACUGCUAUUUAGAUCAUACAUCAAGUGAGAAAAUAUAACCAAUAGAAGGAAAAACAGGAGCAGGAGGAUAAAAUCUAUAUUGAUGUAAAAUAUGUGUAUUAAAUAUAUAAAUAUAGAUUGUUUCCAUCUAUUGUUCACUUCUGACUUGAGCCGCAACUAAAAUACAUUUUUAAUGACUGUCCUAGCCAUCCAUCGCCUUUUUUUUCUAUCACUUUUUAUUAAUUUUUUGGUGCACAGACUGAAUUCAGAAUCAUGAUCUGAAACGAACAUUCUCAACAAAUGUGUGUUUCAGUUGGCCUGUGAUUCGGGUUCAUUUCAGCUUGGAGCCCAGGAUUUGACUGAUUACCCGAUCGACCCCAUUUUAGAUGAAAUGCAGUUUGGACCAAAACAAAUCUGCAAGUCUUUAAUGCACUCAGCUCUUUGUAUUCUAUAGGUAUCUCUGUGUUGUACCUGGCUCUGUGUAGAGAAUGGGUAUCUCUGUAAUGUGUCUACCUAUUCUAUGAAUAUUUCUGUUUUAUACCUAGCACUAAGUAUUGUAUGGGUAUCUCUGAAUUGCAUGCAGCUUUGUGUAUUAAAUGGGUACUACGUCACUAUGUCAGUUAGAGAACAUAGGGUUAAAUGAGCAGAACCCACCUGGUCAGAAAAUGGUGGCUAUAGAGUUAACAUGUUCAAGAUGGGACUGGUGUAUACACAAUUCCCAGGUCAUGUUUUAUAUGUGUAUAUACAAUUUCAACAAUUGCAAAAGAAGUUAAUUUAUUGCAGUCAACUUUCAUUUACAAUUGCUACCCAGACAUCAGAGACAGGGCUAUCGUUAUAGCAAUUGCUCUGAUGAGCACACCUGCAGCUGCAUGAGGCAGUGGUAAAUCCACACAUUUACCUGCCUAGCCCUGCACUGUUCAUUGUUCAGGUCUGUUGGGUACAUAGCGCUGCUAAUGAUCCCUUCAGGCCACCAAAAGGGUGCAUUCAGAGGAGUCUGCACUUAGCCAGAUCUAUAGACAUGCAGCAUAGCCCACUGAACCACCAUGUUUUUUUUUAUACCAUGUGUGAGGAGGCUAGACACAGAAAUACAGCCUGCCCACGCAGUACCCUUCACAGUAACCCCACAGCCCUCUUAUAGUCAUCCCCCGAGCGCCUUUACAGUCACCCUAUAAAUAGUCACCCCACAUCCCUUCAUAGUUACCCCUAAAGACAUCAGAACUCCUGGCAUACUGGCAUUAAAAUAAGCGUCAAAUGACCCCCUCCACCCCUGGCUCCUGAGGUCCGAUCGGCUGGGCUGAAGCUCCAAUGCAGUGUUCAGCUUGGGUGCUCCUAGUGGGCCUCAAGGCACUUGUCAAGGACAUCUCCCCCUCCAAUUCUAUAAGCCCCAGUGUGGACCGGUAUAAUCCUCACUGGUCCAAAAGGGGUGAAGCCAUGGGUGUCCGCAGGAAUUUUUCCAGGGGGGGUGGCAUAAUUGUAAUGUCAUCCAUGCUCUGCCUCUUUUUGCAGGGCUGGACUAGGGAUACAAAGCAGCUAUGGAAAAAAUGUAUGCCAGCCCCAUAAGUCAUUGUGCCAUGUAGUGUGUGUGUGUGUAUAUAUUAUUGGUGUUUUUUUUUCAAAUUCAAAAUAUUGGUUCUGUCAGUGUAAAAAAAUUAAUUACACAGUAAGCAUACUCACAUGCAGACACAGACAAUCUCACUGACACAAGUACAAAAGCUCAUCGAUACAAAGGCUCGCAGACAAACAAUCACAUUGAUUCACAUAAGAUCAUUGACAUAAAACAUAAACUCACUGAUACACACAAAUAGGUUCAAUAACAGACAAUCUCGCUGACACACACACACACACAAACUUAGUACAAACUCUGACACUCACACAAGAUUACUACAGACAAACUCAUUGGUAUACAAACACAAACUUACUACAGACAAGUUUACUGUUGCACACACAUGUUCAUUAAAGACAAGCUCACUGACAUACACAUGCUUACUACAGACAAGUUUACAGUCACACACAUGCUUACUACAGACAAGCUCACUGACACACACACAUGAUCACUACAGACAAGCUCACUGACACACACAUGAUCACUACAGACAAGCUCCCUGACACACAUACACUUGCUCACUACAGACAAUGUUCACUACAGACAAGCUCACUGAUACACACAUGGUCACUACAAACUCACUGACACACACAUGUGCUCACUACAGAAAAGCUUGCUGACACACAUGCUUACUGCAGAAUAGCUUGCUGACACACACAAGCUCACUUAAACAUAAGCUCACUAACACAUACAUGCUCCCUACAGAAAAGCUCACUGACACACAUACACAUGCUCACUGCAGAAAAGCUCACUGACACACAUGCUUAUUAGACACAAACUCACAGACACACACAAGCUCACUACAGACAAGCUCACUGACAUACACACAAGUUAAUUGACACACAUACACAUGCUCCUUACAGGCAAACUCACUCACUCAUACAUGUUCACUACAGACAAACUCACUGACAUACACGCAAGCUCACAACAGACACACACACUCACACACACACACAAGCUCACUGACACACAUACACAUGCUCACUACAGACAAGCUCACUGACCCACACAUGCUCACUACAAACUCACUGACACACACACAAGUUCCCUAAAGACAAGUUCAUUGUCACAUACAUGCUCACUACAGACAAGCUCACUGACACACAAAUACUCACUACAGAAAAGCUCAACGGCACACAAGCUCUAUUACAGACAAGCUCACUGACACAUAUACACAUGCUCACUAUAGACACGCUCACUGACACACACAUGCUCACUACAGAAAAUCUAGCUGACACACACAAGCUCGGUUACACGUAAGCUCACUGACAAACACACACACACACACAAGCUCACUGACACACAUACACAUGCUCACUACAGACAAGCUCAUUGACACACACAUGGUCACUACAAACUCACUCACACAUACACAGACAAGCUCACUAACACACACACAAGCUCACUCACUAUGAGGCACACACACACACAGACAACCUCACUGACACACACACACAUACAGGCUCACUCACUAUCAGGCACACACAAUAAUUGUCAUGGGCUGAAGCUUACCUGUCAAAGAAGGCUGUGGAAGACUGGCAGGUGGUUUCCAUGUUCUGUCCUCCUCCUUCGUCAGCAGCCUGAGUGUGGGUGCGGAGCUUAUGAGGAGGUGGGGCUUGAGUGUAAUGCCUCGAUUUGGGCAGACCGAUUAUGGAGCGAUUUAAGUGAGGUGUCCCCUGCUGCACUAAAGCCCUCUCUGGAGGUGUAACACGCGACUGAGAUAGGGAAUCAUUCGCACCAGGAAUAUCCACAAUUUAUUGGUACCAGCCGCAGUAGCACUAGGGGCACAAAUCAGUCUGCUUGCUAGUAAGGCCCACUUGUUUACUGCAUUCUAUUACAUAUAUUUGAUCGCUUACAUUUUUUAUUUAACAAAGUAUUUAAGCACAAUUUUUAUUUUGGCUGGGCUAUAAGUGACCAUAAAUUUUAUUUAAUCUUAAACUGCUCAAAAAUGGUUUAACACUGAAUAGAAGUAUAGUUUUAGAGGACUCCAGGCACUAUAACCAAUUCAAUAAGAUCAAGAUUAUAGUACUUACAGUAUUCCUUUAAUGGGAGAUGCUAAAGACUCAUAACAUCUAGUUUCCUGGUUUUUAGAGGGUAAAAAUGACCACCUGUCACAGAUUCUUGACACUGCUGCUGGUUAUAUUUAACAAUAGUGGGGAGAGAUACAGCGCUGACUCUGGUUAUAUUGACCCUUUCACUGUAAUUUCUCUCUGUUCUGGCUGUAGCUCGUGCUGAAAGAAAUGUAUUAGCAAUAAAAGAAACCAGUAUUUCAAAUCAUUCCCUACCUACCCAUGUGAUUUCCAUUAGUAAUUAAAGGAACACUAUGAUGAUUUAUUUGAGCUAUUUGGACAGAAGGGCCUGUAGUAGAGGAAUUUAAACCCUGAAGUCUUCAAACUACAGGAACAGAUCAUUGAGAUAUGGUAGUCUGGGUGUCUAUUCUGUCCCUUUAAGUUUAUUGGCAGAAACAGCAUUAUUUUCAUUAUAUUUUUAUAAACACACAAGCAAUGCUUUAAGUGCAUUAUCAAAGUGCUCAACUCUUAUUAUAAUGCUGUCCAUUUCAUUUUAUCCUGUAUUUAUAACCAUGUAAGUGUUAAUAUGUAUAUGACCAUAGUCACUUGCAAACAAGUUAAGUGUUUUUAAAAAAAAUAUUGACAUAACAAAGAAUGAUCUAUAUUCCUAAAAAAUGGUCACUUUAUUACUAAACAGUAAUUUAUUUGAAGCAGAGUUAUCUAAUUAAAUGAACCAACUUAUUUUUAAAUGUAAUUUUGUAAUGAUCUUCCACCUUUCUUUAAAAUAGUUACAUUUUAAUUAUUGCAAAUGCACAUAUUUAAAAUAAAGUGAUAAAAUUGUAUAUCGACUUAUAUUUUGUUGUUUUCUAUCAUUAAGGUCCAGCAAUUCCUGUUGGGGUGGAUGUGCAAGUUGAAAGCUUAGAUAGUAUUUCAGAGGUUGAUAUGGUAAGUAAUGACCAACCAACACAUUUACAACACAAUUGCGUUGAAAGUCUUUGUCAAGAAAGAGUAAUAGAAAUCAGAAAGUAGUUAGAUAGUUACAUAGUUACAUAGGCUGAAAAGAGAAAUGUGUCCAUCAAGUUCAGCCUUCCUCACAUCUGGUUUUUGCUGUUGAUCCAAAGAAGGCAAAAAAAAAUCCUUGGAUCAAGUAGCUAUUACCCUACAGUUGAAAAAGUAUAUAAUUGAAUAUUAUGUUUUUCCAAGUAUGCAUCUAGUUGCUGUUUAAACAUCUGUAUAGAUUCUGAUAAAACUACUUUUUCAGGCAGGAAUUCCAAAUCCUUAUUGUUCUCACGGUAAAAAAAAACCCUUUCCUUUGCCUUAGACUAAAUCUUCUAUUCUUCCAGUUUAAAAGCAUGACUUUGUAUCCUAUGUAUAAUCCUGUUUGUGAAUAGAUUUUUACACAAUGGUUUGUAUUGGCCCCGGAUAUAUUUGUAUAAUGUUAUCAUAUCCCCUCUGAGGCAACGUUUUUCUACUUUACCAAUGAUUUAUAAAGAGACAAAAUGAUAUUCUCAUCCUGAGAAUGAAUGCCCUUUUUCAUGCAUGACAAUACCUUACUGGCCUUAGCCACUGCUGAUUGAUAUUGCACAUUGUUGCAUAGUUUGUUAUCUAUAACAAUUCCCAAAUCCUUCUCGUGUGUAGUUAUCCCUAAUUCAUGUCCAUUUAGGGUAUAAGUUGCUUGUGUAUUCUUUAUGCCAAACUGCGUAACUUUGGAUUUUUCUACAUUAAAUUUCAUCUGCCAUUUGAGUUCCCAGUACCCAGUCUAUCUAAAUCCAUCUGCAGCAAAGUAAAAUCUUGCUCACAUUGUAUUAUUUUACAGAGUUUUGUGUCAUCUGCAAACACUGAAACAUGACUUUCAAUGCUUUUAUCAAGAUCAUUUAUAAACAUGUAAAAUAGAAGGGGUCCCAGAAAGUACUGAAAUAACUUACGUAAUCAAUAUCAAAAUACCACCAAAUGUUUCAAAAGACCCUGAUGUGAAACAAACACUUAUGUUCUCUGUUAUGAUAAAAUACUAAACCAUUAAAAGAUGUGUUUACUAUUUAAAUACAGGUAGUUCCCGACUUUACAAACUGUUUGGUUCCGAAGCCUAGUUCAUAAAGUGAGAGUUCAUAAAGUGAGAACUAAUUUCCCAUAGACACAAUGCAAUAAACACGGGUUCCGUUCCUGACCAAUAAAUUUUACCAUUGAAAACCUAAAUUAUUAAGUACAAAUACAAAAUGAAAGCAUAGCAAAUACAUGUAUGUUGUAGGAAUUUUAAAGGCAUGCAUACCAUAUCAUAAAUCCUCAUACUAUUCAAUGAAGAGACAUGCUGCACUUGUUAAAUGGGGGCACCUCUCUUAAACCCUCAUACUUAUUCAUUUUCUUCAUUAUCAGCUUCCCCCUCUACUUUAUCACUUUUCUUUUACUCCUUUUCUUUUUACAGCUCUCAAACUCCCCUCCUUCUCCUCUCUUACUUUCAAGCUUGCAUCUCUUUUUUAGAACUUUUCUGCUACUUCUUUUCUUUUUACAGCUCUCAAACUUGUUUCCCUCUCCACCCUUUUCAGGCUUUUUAGCCCUCCUCCUGCUCCUUACUAUUGCUGCCUCCCAAAACAUGGCACAAUGGCAAAUACACAUACACACAGACAGCUAUGUCAGAUACACACAGACAAAUCAGGUCAAAUCUAUACUCAAUAGCACACAGUGCAAUAAUAUUACAGGAUCUGUAAUGUAUGCCCAUGAAAGCACAAAAAGAAUACAGUACAAUCUAAACCUGUUUUUUAGACUUCCCUUUGUCUUCGGGAACUGUGUUCCUGAUCCUCAUCUCUCUUCUUGUCUACUCCUGACCACAAAUACUUCUUCUCUUCCUUUUUGUGCUCCAAAGCACUCUUCUCAGUCCUUAUCCGUGGACCACUGACACAAAAUGGCGGUGAAACAAAAUGGCGGCACAUCCAGAAAAAAUUUCAUAAAGGCGGGAGUUCAUAAAGUGAGAAAUUCCUGUACUCUAAUAGAAGAAAUCUAAUAUAAUGUUCAAACCAGUGUCAAGAACAAUAGCCAAAUGUUAAUAAAUAGUCAUAUUAAAUGUAACUGAGGAAACUGUUAUCAGACAUUUUAGGUUCAGAAAUAAUUUCUAAAACAUUGGUUCUGCAAAUAUUAUUUUCCUAAUACAUUCUGAUUUCCAUUAAAGGAGCACCUUUAAGUUAGUCAAAUGUAUUUAUUUUUAACUGUUGACUGAUCCUUAAAGGGUUACUCCAAGCAUUGAUUUGAAGAGGUCAAAUUGCCUGGAGUCUUUAGUCCAGGUCUGGGAGGAGAUGCCUCAGGAGACCAUCCACCACCUCAUCAGGAGCAUACACAGGCGUUGAAGGGAGGUCAUACAGGCACGUGGAGGCCACACACACUACUGAGCCUCAUUUUGACUUGUUUUAAGGACAUUACAUAAAAGUUGGAUCAGCCUGUAGUGUGUUUUUCCACUUUAAUUUUGAGUUUAACUCCAAAUCCAGACCACCAUGGGUUGAAAAAUGUGAUUUCCAUUUGUUUAUUUUUGUGUGAUUUUGUUGUCAGCACAUUCAUCUAUGUAAAGAACAAAGUAUUUCAGAAGAAUAUUUAAUUCAUUCAGUUCUAGGAUGUGUUAUUUUUGUGUUCCCUUUAUUUUUUUGAGCAAUGUAUAUACACAUACACACAUAUAUACAUUUUACACAUAACAGGUAAUAAAUAUAGUCAACCAUGACAGGUGCAUUCUGUUUUGAGGUAUAUUGCCUUAGAUUUAUAGAUUUUAGAUUGAAUAAGGAUACAUAUAAUAAACAAUGCCCUAUUUGGUAUAUACAAAGUUAUUUAUUACAGUGAAUUUCAAACUUAAGCUCAGAGUAGAUGAAUGAAAAGCAUGGCAGACUUAGAGCAUAUUCCCAGUUUGGCUAUUUUGACCUUAAAUUUGCAAUUUAGUUUGAAUUUACCUUAAAUUCUCAUUUUAGUGUAUAAGCAUAACAGAAUUAAAUUUAAAAUAUCUCAUAUUAAAUCAUUAUAUUAAACAAACCACUAUAUAGCUAGGUAUACAUACCUAAUGCUAAAAGAAAGACCCUUCUGUCCUUUAAAAACAAUAUAUAAUACAUAAAUCCUUAAAUUAACUUUCCACUUACUUUUCAUCAUUCCCAGUUCAGCUUCUACAGUACCCUUGCUGUUCCAUUGUUAAAUGAACACUCCACUAACCAGGGCUCGAGUCCUGCAGGAAUGCGUGGGAAUGCUUCUCCCCCUGCAGGCACUAACCGGGGGGCGGCAAAAAAUGCUGCCCCCAAAUGCCCUGUGUUCCCCCUGUCAUGGGGGGCCACCUGAUGGACCCCCCCAGCAGGCGGCUGUCACACGCAACGAGGGAGCUGUGUUCUCUCUGCUCUGCUCCCUCGCGCGCCGUUUCCUGAUGCCGGGAGCCGGUAUAAGACGUCAUAUUCCGGCUCCCAGCAUCAGUACACAGCCUGCACGAGGGAGCAGAGAGAACACAGCUCCCGAGCCACAUCUGACAGGGAAACAGCCGCCUGCCUCACUGCAGCCCUACUGGACCCCAGGGACCCAUCCAUGCCAGUUUUCCCAAAAAGUAGUUAGGCUGGGUGGGUGGGAAAUGUUAAUUUUAAUAAUAUUAAUAAUUUGUAUAAUGUCUGUUUGUGUGUGUGUGUGUGUAUGUCAGUGUGUGUGUAUGUCUGUUAGUGUAUGUAUGUAUGUAUGUCUGUUAGUGUGUGUGUGUAUGUAUGUGUGUGUAUGUCUGUUAGUGUAUCUGUGUCUGCUAGUGUAUGUGUGUGUUUGUGUCAGUGUAUGUGUAUGAGUGUAUCUACCAGACAGCCAUUAGAAGGUCUUUCGGGUGGUUAGGUGACCAAAAGUCGCCUAAUUGAUGAUGCUGGACUUCCUCACCCUGUGCAUGAGGACAUCCAGCAUCUGCUAACUACCCAUAGGAUUUUAACCCCUUCAGUGUCGAGUGGUGGAGGGAAGGACACGAGGGAGGGGGGCACUAUAGGGAAUUAUAGUGCCAGGAAAACAGCUUUGUUUUUCUGGCACUAUAGUAUUUCUUUAAAAGGAGCAGGAAAAUGUGGAGUCUAAAGAGGAAGGAGUGGGCUCUUAUUCAGGAAGCGGUGCGCCCUUGACAGGAAGGGGUGGGAAAUUUAAAUUUGGGGGAUGCCUGGUAUAGUCAUGCCUAGGGAAGCACAAAAUAAAAUACACCACUGUGUGAGUGUCUGAGUAUGUGUGUACGUCUGAGUGUAUGUGUGUGUCUGUGAGUGUAUGUGUGCACUCGAUUAUAUAUGCAUACAAGUGUUUUGGGGGGGGAUCUUGGGUGAGUUCCCACAAUUUUUUCCCCAGGACUUGACCCCUGCCACCAACCUUUAGUAGAUAUACCACCAAUGAAAACAUGCAUGCAUUGUAUUAUGCAUUUUUGUAUUUAGGAUAUAUCUAAAAACAACUUGCAAACGAACCAUAUAGUCCCAAACAGAGCCUGUUUUCAAGUAUAUUAACCAGUUCUAUUGCAGAGGCCAUAGUCACAGGGUAAAAGGCGGGCAAGUAGUCCCUCCAAAACCCAGUGGCGAAGUCUCUUUCGUCACACUAUUGAAAUUUGGAUUUUUUUUGUCAAAUGAACAGACACAGCACUCUUCACACAUUAAGCAUUUCAACACGCUAAGUUGUUAUCGAUGUUUGGUUUUAUUAAUCUUUGAAAUGUUUUAUCAAACCUUUAUUAUCCAUUGCAUACCAAAACGCUGUAAAUAAAAAUCAGGCACAUUUAUAUUCAUUGUUGUUGAUAUUUUUUUGUCUUAAUUUUUCAGGACUUUACUAUGACUCUGUACCUCAGGCAUUAUUGGAAAGAUGAGAGAUUAUCUUUUCCCAGCUCAAAUAAUCAAAGUAUGACCUUUGAUGGGCGAUUGGUUAAAAAAAUUUGGGUUCCCGACAUGUUUUUUGUCCAUUCCAAGAGAUCCUUUAUUCAUGAUACAACCACCGAUAACAUUAUGCUACGGGUGCAACCAGAUGGGAAAGUUCUGUACAGUCUAAGGUAACUUUUUGUGCGUAAAUAGUUUUGUGGCAUGAUUUUUCUAUUAAGAGAAACGGCUGCCAGCCUUUAAGCCUUUAAGCUGUGAUUUUUCUGUUUGCAAUAACUAAGGCCAGCAUGAAAGCUGUGAUUUUUGUAAAAUAGAGCAGGUGUGGUUAGCCGUAGCCAGAGCAUUGCAUAACCCGAAGGGCAUGACAAGGUACUCAUAGUGCCUACUUCUACUGUAGUGUUAAAUGCCAUUUUCCACUCAUGAACUUCCUUAAUUCUUACCAAAUUUUACUCACUCAUGAGGUCAAGUUUAGUAAAUAUUUUAUCACCCUGGAGUCUGUCAAACAAUUUGGAGAUGAGGGGAAUGCGAUAGGCAUUUUUUAUGGUAAUCUUGUUUAAUGCCCUGUAAUCAAUGCAUGGGCGUAAUUCUCCAUCUUGUUUAGAUACAAAAAAGAACCCUGCACCAGCAGGUGAGGAUGACUUUCCUUACUUAUGGAAUCUUUGAUGUACUCAUCCAUGAUUCUACUUUCCUGUGGAGAUAAGGCAUAUACUGUCCCCUUAGGGAGCAUUGCGCCAGGUAGCAGAUCUUUGAAGCAAUCAUAUGAUAUGUGAGGAGGUAGAAUAUCAGUCUGAUUCUUACUGAAUACCUCCUUAACCUCCCAGCACUGUAUGGGAACUUUGGAGGACUGAAGCAUAGUAGUGGGCAACGUAACAAUGCCCACUCUCUUGGUAAUGGGUAACACACAUCUCUUUACCCCAUUUCAGUGUAUAGUCUUUACCUCAUUCCAGUAUUUCCCCUUUUGCUCAGUCAAUAUGAGGAUUGUGCUUAAUGAGCCAAGGAAAUCCCAAUAUGAUGGGACAAGAAGGAGAAGCAAUUAUCUGCAAUGUUAUGUUUUCCUUAUGUAAACCUCCUGAAAUGUUAAUAGGCAUGGUUUCCUGGGUAAUCAAGGGAUGAGAGAGAGUUCUCCCAUCAAUAGCCUCAAUGGCCAGAAGUGAUUAUCUCCCCUUGAUAGGUAUUAAGUGUUUUUUAACAAAAUGCAUGUCAAUAAAGUUUCCUGCUGCAUCUGAGUCCAUCAGGGCUUUGCAUGAAAAGCUUUUCUUGUUGCAAAGGGCAGUGAUGUCAAGGAAAAAUCUAUUUUGGUUAUUACUAGAGGACGUGUCCAUCACACCUAAGACCUGUCCCCUUAAGGUUCUUAGGUGUGGAAGUUUUCCGGAUGUAUGGGACAAGCACUUCUCAUAUGUCCUUUUUUACCGCAGUAUAAACACAGACCCUUCUUUCUCCUAUACUGUUUCUCUGCCUCUGACAGUCUAGUGACCCCUAACUGCAUAGGUUCGGGUUCAGACUGUACAGAGAGGUCAGGGAUAAUAGGUUUGGAGAAACGAGGUGCCAGUGACAUAGCCAUAUAGCUGGUUCUAUUUCUGGUAAUUUCCCUGGUCCUAAGUCUGUUUUUAAUCUGCAUCACAUAUGUGAUGCACUCAUUUAACCUCUUAGGUAGAUCAUUGGCAGCAAUUUCAUCAGGAAUUGCCUUAGAUAAUCCUUCUUUAAAUGCAGAGAUCAAACCGGUAUUAGUCCAGUCUACCUCAGAAGCCAAGGUGCAAAAUUCUAUGGCAUAAUCUGAGAUAGACCGGUUCCCUUGUUUGAUACACGUUAGGGCAGUGGAACCAUCAUUCUCCCUGCUUAAUGGUUCAAAUGUUAAUUUACAUUCUGCAAGGAAUUCCUGGUAGUUAUAAGCAAUACUCCUAUUAGUUUCCCAUAAUGGAUUGACCCAAGUUAAGGUUUUACCUUUAAGUUGGUUCAUCAUGUACCCAAUCUUAACUCUAUCCAUGGGAAAAGAUCCCGGUGAGGCCUUAAAGUGGUACUGAAUUUGAUUGAGAAAUCCUCCUCCCAUCAAAAUGCGGGGGAGGAGAUAGGGACAUAGUAGGUGCCUUAUAUACUAUGGGUGGAGGUAUAUAAGGCAGAGGUGAGAUAAUCGGAGGGACCUCAGGCUGUAAAUGAGCCAACCGAGCAAGAAGCGUACUGAAAGCCUGGGCAAACUGAUCCAUACAGUGAUCAUUCUCCUGUAGCUUUCGUUCGUAAGUUGCUAUGUGCUGACACAAUUCUGUGGGAUCUAUGGCCAUGUCGUAAUGUCAGGAUUACAGUUGAUCUAGCACACAGAACUGUGUCACACCUAGGACUAAGGGUAAUGUCUAACCAGACCUUAGAAUGGCCAGAUUUAAUGUACCUAAGAAAAGUCAAUAUACUAGCUGAGGUCAGGGACACAGAAUGGGACACAGCAAUAAGGGAAAGCCAAUAGUCAAGGAUACCAGAAGUCAGGGAAUUCAAAACAAAGCCAAAGUCAAUAAGCAGAAACACAUGAUCAGGAACGCACUCUCAAAUAACCAUCUAAGGGAAUCAAUGACAGGGCAAUGAGAAAAAGGAAAAAUUUGUUUAAAUAAGCCUCCUACAGAUUGGCUGUAACUGGCCUUUGACCCCAGAACGUGCAUGCAAGUCUUUUGCGUGACGUCACAUGCACAUUGACGUCGUCAUUACCAUGGGCGGAUGUUGGGCUAUAAUAUGGCGUGGAUUUGCAGAGGCCGGCAUCCAUCAACAUGUUGCAGGAGUCAGGUAUACUGGCGCAGGGCUGCUGAGCAGCACUUCCGUUAUUGUCAGGAAGACAAUUACUACCGCAGAUACCACAAGGUGAGGAUGAAUAUGUGACAAGUAGCUGUUAAGCCAUGGGGCCACUACUGCCAAAGUUGAGAAACAUAUAUGUUGCCUACUAAGCGCAACCAGAUAUCUUCCGUCUUGUAAUAGGAGGCCUUUAUGGUUGUUACAGCCACGUGGUGAGAGGCCUGCUGUUUGCAGCAAUAAUAGAGAAAUAAGGCCUACCUUCUGCCUGAACUGAGUAAAUAUCGAGUAUUUGUAAGGUUAAUGUGUGCUGUGCUCAACUGGGCAUAUGAGAGCACAGUAAUCAAGGCUUCAGGCCUCCACUGAUUUCCACCUCGAGUCAUCAAGAUGGCCUCUGCCCGCUCCAGGGGAUUUUACAUAACCAUGUGUGAUCAGAUAUUGGCCAACCUUGUAAAGCAUGAGAGUUGUAGAUCUAGAACAGUUGGAGAUCACUCUGUUGUCCACCUCAGAUCUAGGUCAACUUGCUAAUCUAAUCGAAUAGUUUUUUUUGUAUUAAAGACAGAUUCAUAUCAUAAGUUAAAGCAGAAAUAAUUUAUAUCAUCAUUUGAGUAUUUUAUUAAUAAAUAUACAUUCACAAGAUAAAAGGAAAAUAUAAAACUGUGGCUCAUAAAAUGUUUAAAAUAUAAAAAUUUUCUGAUUUCUAACAAACAAAUAAUGCACAAUUUCCCAUAGUGUAGUAUAAAUAAAGAAUUCUAUGAAAACCUUUGUUUUUUUGUUGCAUUGUUUUAUAAUUGUAAAUGUAUUGAGGAUAUGCUUAUUCUACUGCAGGGUUACAGUAACAGCGAUGUGCAAUAUGGACUUCAGUCGGUUUCCACUUGAUACACAAUCCUGCUCUUUAGAAAUUGAAAGCUGUAAGUAUUUAUUAUAUUUUACAGGUAGUAUCUUCAGAAAACAUUCACAAAAUAGGUCUUCUUUAUAUACACAUUACUGCAUGGCUUAAAGUUGUCACUUCUAUUGUUUAGGUAUGGAAAAUGAAAAUUAGAAAGUACAAAAUGUAGAUCACUUCCACUGGCACAAAGGGUAGACCUCAGACUCUCUGUAAUCAGGUUAUAUACAGAAUGAUAUGGUGUAAAUUAAAUAAACAAGACAGAAAUUAAUACCCUUUUGAAAAUAAUGCUCCCACUCGUGGAAAUUAGUCCAAAAGUGGGAAAGUAGUUAACAAGUGACUGUACACGGACUGUCACCUGCCUACACACGGACUGGUGCCUGACUGUACUCGGACGCGACCGUGUUGGCGUAGGGCAGGUGACCGUAGGACCAGAGUGUAUUCCUUGUAUGGAGUACUCGGGCUUCACUGGCACUCUCUGGCGGUGCACGGACUGUUCCCUGGGGUGUCCGUGUUGGUGUGGGGCAGGGGACUGGGGUUCCGGAGUGUGCUCUGGGCUCUGCGUGCGGGGCUGGUUCUGGAGCAGGCCAUUUGUUUGGCUGUGGCGGGUGCGGUGGGGGGUGGCUAGCGCGCCGGGCAGGCCACUCUGGGCCUGACCUUUCUGUUCAUGUUUGAUAUUUGUGUUGCCGGGCAGGUGUUGCAGCGUUGGGAUCUCGUGGUUGCUGUUGGUUGUUCUGUUCUGGACUGAGGCUGGGGGAGGGUGUGUUGACCGGCGGACUGUGGGUUGGUGCGCCGGGGUGUAUUGUGCUUUGCUGGAAUGUGUGUGCCUUUCUUUUUUUCUCAUCUUCUGUGUGUGCAUGUGUGUUCAGGGCCUCGUUGAAAUAGAAUGGAAUGGAGAUUGUGAAGAAAAAAAAAAGUGACAAAGCUGAAAAAUUAAAGGGAGCUAUGUAUAAAAAGUGUCACACAUUUUGAGACUGGAUUCCUGGCACUCUUAUUAUUUUUGUUCUUUUUUUAACCCCUUCAGGACCGCUGACGGUUCAGGACCGUCAGCGGUAAAACGUGCGUUUGGACCGCUGAUGGUCCUGAACCGUCAUAGCGAAAAACGGACUGCGGGAAGCGAUCAAAGAUCGCCACCGCCGGUAUAACACUGUAACUAUCUGCAAGACAUCCCAGGCAGAUAGUAACAGCCAAUUGCGGCGUGUGAUCGAUCAAAGAUCGCUCACAAUUUGCUGCUGUCAAAGUGGGUGUUACAAACACUCACUUUGACAGUGAUCUCUGCCCCUCUCUCCUAUGUAGCGUUUUGUGAGGCGAGAGAGACGGCGAUCGUGAUAGUUUGUUGCAGCAGUGUUCAGUGACCAUGAGAAAGUAUCAGUAUUUUAUUUAAAAAAUCACCUUUUAACCCCUUCCCUGCCAGAUUUGUUACAGCAGUGCAUUUGUACUGUCUGUACUUUUUUGUUUUGCCCUUAAAGGAUUCAAUCUGUUUUAAAAAUCUGUGUCUUGGUCUGUCUUAGUCAGUCAGUUUCCUUCCCCCAAAUCUCCUUUAGAUUUUUGUGACAGGAGUUAGUUUAGGGAUUUCUGUUUAGUCUGUUUUAGUAAAAAAAAAAAUGAAAAAAAAAAUGUGUGUGUUUGUAAUUUGUUUUAGUCGUGUGUAAAACAUGCAGCGUAUGUAUAACUUGCAGGAGGCAUAUGCCUUCUUGGCGUCAGACUCUGACGCCACUGACACUGUGUCAGAUUUUGACCCAGGUCAGUUUUCUGACACAUCUAGUCAAGACGACAUGUCAUCUGUGUGUGAGCCGGCUGAAGAAGGAAGCUGUGCUUCCUCUGCUACGCCGAAUGUGGAGGAGAACUGGGUACCUCCACAGUUAGCCGAGAACAACGUCCCCCCUUUUAGUGCCAACGCAGGCAUUAAUGUUAAUGUGGAUGGCUUCUCCCCCAAUGCACUAUGUAGAACUAUUUUUAGGGGAUACCAUCUGGGAGGAGAUUGCUACCCAGACUAACUUGUAUGCUACCUGUGACGAGAGCAAUCUCGCCACAUUGCAUUGGAGAAGCCUGGUUGCGUGCCUGCUGCCUUUAGACUAUCCAAACCGGUUUGCAUCAGGGUGUAUAAUAAGUACAUGGGGGGUGUUGAUUUGGCUGAUCAGCUGAUGCAGCCAUAUCUUAUUUUACGAAAAACCAAAGCAUGGUAUAAAAAGGUGGCUAUCUAUCUGAUGCAAAUAGCAACCCACAACUAAUUUUUGCUUUUUUUAAAAAAAAUAAUCCGGGAAAACCACCUUUCUCCAAUUUCAAUUGAAAAUAAUUUCUGACAAGUUCCAACAACGGUGCAAACUGAGUCCAGGCAUUUUAUUUUUAAGUUACCGCCAACUGCUAGAAAAAAAAACCCCCCAGAAACGUUGCCGGGUCUGUUUUAAAAACGGGAAAAGGACAGACACCCCUUUUCACUGUCCUGAUUGCCCUUCAAAACCAGGACUGUGUGUAGGAACAUGUUUCAAGCUGUACCACACACACAACAGUUGUAAGAAGUGUUCCUGAAUAUUUAUUUUAUUUUUUGUUUCUUUGGAAAGCAGCUAUUUUUUGUUAGCCAGUUUCCUUCCCCCAAAUCUCCAGUUAGAUUCUAUUUGCAGGAGUCAGUUUAAAGAUUGCUUCUAAAUGUACAUUUGCUACCUGCACAUUUGGUCUAACAAGUUUUCUGGCAGUAACACAUAACCAGCUGGCCAAAACCAGAUGACGUGUGCAGAAAAAACUGAAUAAAAAAAUUACCACUACACUUUCUUUGGGAGGCAAAAUGGUUGGGGGAAAGAAGUCAAAACACCCCAUCUUCUAUAACCUUUGAUGUCUACUUUAUAAGAAUAUAUACUAUAUAUACUUUCAUGAUGGUAACAUUAACUGGGGGGUGCAAAAAUAUGUCAAACUGAAGAUAGACCAAGCAUACCUAUAUAUCAAGUUUAAAAACUGACAUGUACAAGUUCUGAUUGUUGCCUUUUGGCCCCCAAACAACCCAGCAACCCUAUACAUGGUGGGUAUCACUGUACUUGGGAGAUGUUGCUGAACAUAUUGGGCAGUGUUUGGCAGUGACACAUAACAGGAUCUGUUAAUUCAUGCCUAAAGUACAAUGUGUGUGACAAAGAAACAAAAAAAAGAUUACUACCCAAAAGUUUGACAAAGGCUGGUGGUAGAAUUCAGUGCAUGAAAAGUGUUAAAAUACCACCAUUUAAAAUACCCUGGGUUGUCUACUUUUCAAAAAUAUAUGGUUUGAUGGGGGUAAAAUACAUUGGCUCAAAUGGGACAUGGACGCAGGUUGAUUAAAUUUCAAAAUUCCAAGAUGGGAAACUGAUAAGUGCACCUGCCAAACGUGGCCUUCUAGCCCCCAAAGAACCCAACAAGCCUAUGCAUGGGUGGUAUCACUGUAUUCAGGAGAUCUUGCUGAACACAUAUUGGGGUGUUGUUUGGCAGUGACACAUAACAUGAUCUGUUAAUUCAUGCCUAAAGUACAAUGUGUGUGAAAAAAACAGAAAAAAAAUUCUAACUCAAUGUUUAACAAAACCUGGUGGUAGAAUCAGUGCAUGGAAAGUGUUAAAAUACCACCAUUUGAAAUACCCUAGGGUGUCUACUUUUCAAAAAUAUAUGGUGUGAUGGGGGUAAAAUACAUUGGCCGGCUUCAAAAAUGUCCCAAAUAGGACAUGUAUGCAGGUUGACUACAUGUCAAAAUUCCAAGCUGGGAAACUGAUGUGAACACCUGCAAAAUGUGGCCUUUUAGUCCCCAAACAGCCCAACACACCUAUACAUGGGGGGUAUCUCUGUACUCGGGAGAUGUUACUUAACACAUAUUGGGGUGUUGUUUGGCAGUGACACCUAACAGAAUCUGUGAAUUUAUACCUGAAUUGCAAUGUAUGUGAAAAAAAAUAAAAAAAUAAACUACCAAUGCAAAGUUUGGCAAAGGUUUGUGGUAAAAUAGCUGCAUAGAAAGUAUCAAAAUAUUCUUAGAUGAAUACCCUGGGUUAUCUAGUUUAAUAAAAAUAUAUACAUGUGGGGUGUUUUUUGGAGAUUUAUGACAUAGCAGCGUUACAAUGUCACUAUUGAUACAUUUGAAACAGAAAUUUCCUACUUCUACUUAUAGCCCUAUAACUUGCAAAUAAAAGCAAAAAAACACGUAAACAUUGGGUGUUUUUAAACUCAGGACAAAAUUUUGAAUCUAUUUAGCAGUUUGUUUCAUUCGAUUUUGUAGAUCAGUAAAAGAUUUUUUUAAGUAGAAGACAAAAAACAUGUUUUAUUUUAAUUUUUCACCAUAUUUUAUUAUAUUUUUAAAAUUAAAUUAUAUGACAUGAUAAAAAUAAUAGUAUGUAAAGAAAGCCCUUUUUGUCCUGAAAAAAACAAUAUAUAAUUUGUAUCGGAACAGUAUCGGAACAGAAAAUUACACCUAAACACAAACACCACAAAAGUGUUUAAAUAGCUCUGGUCCUUAACGUACAAACAUCGCAAAAACAGUCCGGUCCUGAAGGGGUUAAGUUCACAAAUGUGUCGCUCCCAAAGUAUAAAAAAAAAAAGUGCACUUUUUUUUUACGACAACGUUUCAUUCCAAAGCUGUUUAUUGAGUGUAAAAAAUAACAGUAUAUAACAUACAAGAUCAUGCUAUCCGUGGGUCGGACACGCAGGUCCCGUUCGUGUGAGCGUUGCGAACAGUGCUUAUCAAGCAUUGAAUUGUACAAUUGUCCACAUUGCGUGGGUAACUUUAACAACAUAUGUAGUGUAUUACAAUUUUCAAUUGAGUGAGCUUCAGGUGUGUCUGACAUCCUGGGGUAUUUAAUUUAGCUGCUGAGCAUUUAGUCUACUAUCGGUCAGAUCCCAGCCCACUCAUCCGAGUAAGGGGUGAGCUGGUGUGAGAGUAUAGGGAGGGACAGAACAUAGGGAAGGUUGGGUGUGGGGGGAUAUAGCAGGGGGGAAUGAGGGAGGCGUGGGGUCCAGCCCCUCCGCCCAGAGUGUGUGGGGACUCCCAUCUUACGACAACGUUUCCACCAUUGCCAGAGAGGGGUAUUUGUAGCAGAUCCUUUUUUGUUUGUUUAUGGAACAAAAAUCCUUCAAAUUUUGAAUUUAUCUUUUUUCCCAGUAAUAUCGCUCAUUUGACUUAUUUUGUAAAAUCAUCAGAAGAAAAUGGAGCAAAAAGCUGAGAGAGCAAAAAAUAAUGGCAGAAAGAAAAAAACAGCCAUUUCUCAUUUCAAAUCAUUCACUUUGCUUGAAGAGAACAUUUGGAGUAACCUAUUUAAUGCAUUUAAAAAAAACAGAAAAAAAAAACAACUGUUACGUGUAGAAUCUUUGGACAACCCUGUUGCUAGCUAAAGGUUAGCUAUAAGUUGUGUUAUUCAUUUUUUAUUUACAUUGUAUAUCAUGGCUGUCCUUGCACAGUAACCUUUUCCCUGAUGGCGAAGAUUGCAAAGAAGUCCCAUACCCAUAGACAGCCCUACGAGCGAAAGCUAACCAUCGUGUCUUAGCAUGUAUAGGAAUAUGUACCAUAGGAAGAUGCCAAAACAAACAUAAAAAAACCUUGCUGGUGUUUUUUUUAUACUACCAACUUGCACUCCUCCUUAUCACAGUAAACAAAUGAAUCUCAUUUAUUGGGUUGAGGGAAUUGGAAACUGUCACUUCCAAAGAAGUGAAUGUUCCUUUUCAAUUCUAUUUGUAUUUGUGUUGUCAUUUUGUAAACAAAAUAUCGAAAUAUCAAGAAAUCAAUCAAAAAGUCUAUUUGUUCUUGUGAAAACAGUUUAGGUGAACCCUUGUAAUUACUCAUUGUUACACAGCUUUGUGCUAAUGUCUUACCAAGGGGUUUCUGAGAACUACCAAUUCCAGAUCAAUAGAAUGAAUAAAAAAAAAUGCUUGUAGCUCAGUCUUUAACAGUAAGAUAUUAGGCAUACAGUAACAGUGGGCAGGAAUUAACAACCGACCAACUAGUUCAUGCUGUUAAUUUUAGGUGUCCUAAAGUCAAACAUAUUCCAUCUGGCCUGCAAUCGGCAACAUCAACGCGAACUAUGUAAAUAAAACAGAAACGUAGCUUUAAAUAAUUUUUGGUAAUUUGAAGUAAAAAAUACUCAAUAAGUUAAAUAUAAUUUUCUAAAAUGCUGUUGUUAUCGUUCUAUUCUUGUAUCCUUAGAUGCAUACACAGAAGAUGACCUUAUGCUAUACUGGAAGAAUGGCAAUGAUUCCUUAAAAACGGAUGAAAGGAUUUCAUUAUCCCAAUUCCUUAUUCAAAAGUUUCAUACCACUACAAGACUGGCUUUCUAUAGCAGCACAGGUAUAUCACACGCUACAGAUACAUCGUCAAUAUACUAAACUAGCGGUUCUCUUUUACUUGCCACUCACCAUCACCAUUACAAUCAUAUUCAAUGUUAUAUUAGAAAGCCUCAGCAAUCCUGGAGCAGUCAUUAAUUAAAACACUUUCUCAAUUUUGUUUCUCUAUACUUAAUCCUAUAUUGUAUUGACUUUACUAGAAAUUGCUUAUUCCAUAUCAGCCAUACCAGUACUACUCUUUUGUACUUUUCAAAAUUAUUUCUCUCUCUCGCUCUUAAUUUUAACAGAGAGCAAUUGGCUCCAAAAGGAUCUGACAGAAACCAUGAAAUGCUUCUGUCAGACCUUUUUGGAACUCCUAACAAUAACCAGUACAACGAGCUGUAUUAGUUAUGAUGCUUAAGGUGGUAUUAAAUGUUUUAUUUUUCCAUUUACAAUGUAGCAUUGGCUUCUUAUUUUGAACCACUAUUGGGCACUAAUACAGUUUUUUUUGUUUUGUUUUUUAAAUGCUAGGCGUUCCAAUGUGCAAAAAAAACAAACUUGUGAGCUAGCAUGAUAUUUAUAUACUUUUCUAGAUCUGACAUUAUUAUUUUAAAAAGUAAUAGAUGUAUCUCUGCAAUAAUUUAAAAUAUUUUUGUUGAAUUGCCAGACAAGGGUCUGAUUGAAUAAAUGAGUAGUGUUUAUUCACUAAUCAGCGCAUAGUGGUAAAUUCUAGCAUGAAAUUUGCAGGUUGAUUUCGAUUUACCACAAACCACUGUUUAGUGAAUAAAGCCUCUUUGAAUUAAGGAUGGCAUGAAGGUGCUUGAAAAAAAACAGUACAAAGCUCAAACUAUUGCUGUAAAUUCUUAAUACAGGAUGGUACAAUCGUCUCUACAUUAACUUCACUCUACGGCGCCACAUCUUUUUCUUCCUGCUGCAAACAUAUUUUCCUGCUACACUGAUGGUCAUGCUAUCCUGGGUAUCCUUCUGGAUUGAUCGGAGAGCAGUUCCUGCACGAGUUCCAUUAGGUAAAAGAAAAUUACAUUACAUUCACCUGUGAAGCUGUGAAGUCAUUUGUGGUGGGUGUGGAGACACUUUGUGUUCUUUGUCUUUAAUUAUUUAAAUUAAUACUUGCUCUUCCAGGUAUAACUACAGUUUUGACCAUGUCCACCAUCAUUACUGGAGUAAAUGCCUCCAUGCCAAGAGUUUCAUAUAUCAAAGCUGUGGACAUUUACCUCUGGGUUAGUUUCGUGUUUGUCUUCUUGUCGGUGUUGGAGUAUGCUGCUGUGAAUUAUCUGACCACGGUGCAGGAGAGGAAGGAAAGAAAACUCAGAGAGAAGGUAAGCUUGAAGAACAAUUAUGAGAAGAUUUAACGAGGAGAAGUCGAUAUUAUUAAUCCAUUUGUGUAGAUCUAUCACAUAUUUUUGCAUUUUUUUUUUGCACAAAUGUGGUGUGACGUGGAUUAACUAAAUAAUUUUGCACGUCACGUCAUUUUCAUAUUUUUGGAUAAACUUUCAAAUAAUUUUUGGACAACUCCUGCCACAACUUCAGGCUAACUUCUUUACAUUUGUGGUCGGAAGCCAUAGCCGAUCGUGAAUAAGUAUUAUUAUACUUUAAGUCGGUAGUGGUGUACUGAAACCAACGAGUGGUUAGGCCUGUAAACAAAGAGGGCAAAAAGAUAAGCCAUACUUAUUAAACCAGAAACGAUACUUACAAAGUCAUGUUAUUAAAACAUUUAAAUUUCCUUUCUGGAGGUGGUAUGCACCUGCAAUAAGUGGCUGAUUUCCAUUGGCCCAUUUCUUUGUUAUGUGAGUUGGAACCAUAAGACUUCCAGCAUAUGAAGCUGCUCCUAUGUGGAAAAAUGACCAGAGUAAUAGGUUGGACUAAACCCAACCUAACUAGCAGAGUUCGCAGGUACAGGAUGAACUUGUGUGUUAGCGGUUUACCAUGUAACUCGAGAAGCAUUUGACAAGUCUAUAAGUGAUGAGGUUUGUUUGUUGUUCGAAAGGUGCCCUGUCAAGUAGGUUUGAUAUGUCUCAAAAUUUAGAGCUGACAAUUGGCAAUCGCUGUGGGUUUUGAGAAAAGAUUAACUUCUACAGUACGCUCUUUAGGUAAAUUACAAGGAAUGUAAUAAGCAUAUGGUGUUGUAUACCUUGAAGGUAUUGUGUGUUAGUUUUAGAGAAAUGUGGCAAAAUGUAGCGAACGCAAGCAAUGAUUCAAUAGAAACUUGUUAUAAUCUGAAAGUCUGCCACAAAUUUGGAAAACAACUUGAACACUCUGUCGUAAGUUUCCCUGGUGUUAUCUGACAAGCCCAUUUGAGACAAGUUUUACUGUGCGCUAGGAGAGCCUCUAAUCCAGGAUUAGAUCUAUUCAAAUGAGGAGGCCUUGUCGUAUGUUUGUUUGCUCUGUGAUGAUGCUUGAAAAAACUCCUGAAAUUUGAAGCGGGAUAUUUCAUUAGCAGCCGUUUUAUGUACACCGAGAACAUACGUACAAGUGACAAAACUUGAUGAGUAAGAGCCCAAAGAAUACUAAAAAGCGGUAGAUCAGAUGCAACUGGGCUACAGGUCACAGAACCAGUGGCCUAAAAAGGCUGUAGAUCUUGUGUGGCAGCUGUAUUGGUUGUAUAACAGGGGAAUUAACAGACCGUGUGAAAUGGACGUGGCUUCCCAUUCUUAUAGGAAAGAAAACAAUUUUGACAACCUGGACAGGUCUGUUAGAACAGCCGUGACGAGCAUGGCAGGGUUAAUGUAGGCGGAUGACCAGGGAGUUAGGGGAGUAGUCCAAUUAUGUAAUCACGACCUCACAGUAACGAGACUCUGAAGAUAUCUGUGAUGACAGACCUUUGCCAGAGAUGGUCUCCAUGCUGCUUGGUACACCAGACCCUGCCUGGGUAGGCAGUCCUUUCCCAAAUGAGUUCAGCUAGGUACACAGCAAAUUGGGCUGCUGGAGGAGGCUACGGAAAAACUUGGGAUAUUUGAGUGCUCAGGGAAGGAAGUAGGGCCAUAUGUAUUGCGUGCUUUGGGGGAUAGUAAAUGGUACUUCCAAACUAAAUAUAACUCGAUUAGUAAAGGGGAAGGAUGAGUAAUAGAGAUAAAGGUCAGUUGUCGAAGUCAACUUCUGAAAGUCAUGGCCUGUGAAAAGGAAGGUAGAGCGCAUGAUUUGGUGUAGCAGAGAAACAGUGAGCGGAUGUGGCAUAAUCCACAAGCAACACUGCAAAUAUCAUCAUGUAUUGUUAGAGCUGCAUGCCUAAUCGUAGAACCUAAUAGGUCUUGUAACAGAGGUCCAUAUGUCCCUUAGGACGGUAGGAUGUGUGAGAUAGUGUAUUUAUAUAGACCAAGGUCAUAACCAGUUUGGGUAUGUACAUGAGUAUGUUCUAUGGCCCAUAGUGCAAAUUACUGAAUAGACCCUGUAGGGCAUCAGUCUACAACUGAUCUCGGUUAGGCAAUACUGAGGGACCAAACGGCUGCCUCUGCCUUCAGGUACGUCCUGUAAAUGGACAGGGAAGAACUGUGCCAGUGUACUGAUGUGAGAAAGGGAACAUGAGCUGGAUUGUAACGGGUAAUUUUAUAUUAGGGAAUGGAAAUAAGGGGGGACUCAAAGUAAGUGCUCCGUGGGAGGGUAGGAAACUAAUAAAUUAGGAGAUUUGACUUCUUUAGUUUAACGUGAAUCGUAUUAAAAGGUGAACAGAUGUCAGAUUUCACGGUUAUCAAUCUGGUAGGCUGUCUGCAAAUCUCGGGGUAGAUUAAUCAUGAAUCCUGUUCGUGGGUUAUGGCAGGGAAUGGUAUUCUUUAUGUCUGGACAUCCGCAAUUGGACUUGUCCAGGAUCGCACGGGACUGGCCAAGCGGUAUCAUGUUCUAGGUUCGAGUGUAUGAUUUGUCUGGGGUGGAGGGUUUGUUGAGGGAACUCAGGGGUGACAAACCUCCUUGCACCUAUGUAUGAGACGUAGUAUGAGGUGAUAAAUAACGUGUAAUUUAACAGUCGUGCCAUGAAAGUGUAACCCUGUAUCAACUGGCUUCUUACUUAGUGCCCAACUGGUGAAUAAAUUAGCUAAACCAGGAAUACGAGAGGCCUUACUAUUUUGCCAAGUGGCUUUAAGAGGCUCUAGACAUGAAUUGGGCCGAGGGAUGAGGCCACUGAACGGAGUGGCAGGAAUGUUGGUGUCUUGUGACAAGUAAGAGCUUCAAUGCAAGUGGCCGUGACCAGUGUGGCCCUGUCUAAUAACCUAUAGAGUUUGAAGCGAGGCUCUAAUUAUGAGUUGUGCCGAUGGGCUAAUACCUCCAUUUGAGGAUGGGAGUUGGCCUCAUGGGAUCGGAUUACCUUUAAACUAGAUUAUGGCCAGCACCAUUACCCUUCACAGUCGGUUGAUCUAUCCCAAAGGAGUGUAGGGGAAUAGGAGCGUAAUGAGUUGAUGGCUGGUAAAAGAACUAGAUACCUGGCCCAACUAGUGUGGAUGAGCUUGAGAAUGGACUCUUGUAGAGAGGAACCUAAUGACACACUUGGAAUGCUAAUGGGAAUGUGUCCAGUGUGGUGUAAGUGUAACUGGAGAUAAGGGCACAAUGUACCUGUUUUGAGUUUGUAAAAUAAGACAUCACCAACGGGGCGACUAGUAUAGAUAGUAGAAUCGAGCCAAUAAGGGAACAAAACUAUGUAUCUAACCUUAGUCCCAUCAACAUGAGGAUAGCGAAGAUAAUUAAAACAUGUUGUAUCUAGGUAUGAGUUCCCUCUGUGUGUCCUUCCAUAUGAAGGGCAAAAUAGUAUGAGAGAGUAUGUUAUACAACUAUAUUCCUAGUAAGAAACUAACUCUGAGACUGGCCUGGAAAAGUCCAGACAGUAAUAAGACAGGCAAUACUUAAUGCUGGGGGGUGGGGGACGGGGGAGCAACGGGAUGAUUGUAAUUUGAAAAGCUUCUUACCAUGUACCGGAAGAGGGGGCCCAGCAGGGGCGGGGUGGAUGGGAGGUGGGGCAGGGGAUGGAGGGGUGGAAAAUGUCAAGCGAAUUAAUGCACUGUUUAUGAUGGCUGCGAUGACACCACGCACCCAUGACCCACCAACCCAAGGUGACAGAGUACCACAGAUAUGGAAAGGCCCAGGCCAUUGGAAAGAUAGGCUGGCAAAAACCCAUCAGUGGGAGCCCCCGCCCUACCACCGAACUGCCCUAACCCAGACAGAUCUCACCUGCCCGGCCUGACGUGGCAGAGGCCCCCCCCUGGAAGCUCACAGCAGCGAAUAUUCCUCCGGGAGACAGCGGUUGUCACCACGGCCCAAACCGGCCCAUGACAUUGGGAGGACCACGACAUCCUAAGCCAACCAGACACCCAGCCGUGACCAUAGAGCAGACAAAACAAAAGAGACAGCGCCAAUGACUAGCAUAUACAUAAGUGGGGAUCGGACCUAACUCCUGAGCUGACACUACAUGACCAUCCUCAGACACCUGAGACCAGACAGGUACUCUUCACGCUGACCGCCUGACCGGUCCACCCCCAACAGGACCUGUGUUCUACCAAACUACUGGGGGAGACAGAUCCGCGGCUGUCCUAGGAAUCUAGAAGACGGUGCGGACCUGAUACUCGAUCCAGUCACACAGGUCACCCUCACUACGAGGGAUCUAGACGCCUUGGGGACCCCCGGCCCCGCCCGGACUUGGAAAACCCUCCCUCCCCCUCUUCCCUCCCUAACCCCCUUUGGCAACUGACACACUCGAACCCCAGGUGUCCUGAAGACCCUACACCAUGGCAUUCACAGAUGCCCCCUUCCAAAUCAUCACGCAGAACUGCAGAGGACUGAACGCCCCUGAGAAACGCACGCACCUCCUACGAGAACUGAAAAAGCAACACGUGUCCAUAGCACUGCUGCAAGAAACGCACCUGAGAGCGGCCGAAACGCAUCGAUUGACAGAUAGACGCUUCCCAGACAGCCUCCAACCUUCACUUCCACCGAAGCGACGCGCUGGCCGAUCCGAAUGGCAGAUACCUAUUCGUAAAGGGGACGAUAGCCCAGAAGACGUACACGUUCACUUCAAUCUACGCCCCAAACGCCAAACAAGCGAAAUUUCUCCGCAACACACUACUCAAGCUCGCCAACUUCACGGAAGGUGCCCUUGUGGUGGGGGGGGGACUUCAACACCCCACUAGAACCGAUCCUGGACUCCUCAACAGGACAUAGCAGCAUCCCACAAACAGCCAUUCGGAUGAUCCGAAGGACUCUACACGACCUGCGACUGGUGGACGUAUGGCGUAUCUUACACCCAGGAGACCGAGAUUACACGCAUUACUCGGCCAUGCACAACAGGCACGCUAGGAUAGACUACCUUUUUAUCCAACAAGAAGGACUGCAAGAACUACUGCAGACAGACAUCCGCCCCACUCCAUGGUCGGACCAUAGCGCAGUAUACAUGCGCAUGGAAUCACCCCUAUACAGACCUACCCGGACCGUAUGGCGCUUAAAUGAACUACUCCUCUCCGACGUAACGACGCAGGCACAACUAGUGGAACAACUGAAUAACUACUUCACUGAAAACGACACCUAAGAAAUCUCCGCACUGACUCUGUGGGAGGCCCACAAAAGCGUCCUCAGGGGGCUACUUAUCCGGAUAUCAGCGCAGAAAAAUAGAGAAGCACAACGACAAAUGACGGCACUAGCGGAACAGAUAGCAACGCUGGAAACGCUGCACAAGAGGACCCGACAAGAGGAGCAUUACCGCACUCUUUUGACCCUCAGACGGCAACUGUCGGACCUGAUAGCCCGUAAACACCACAGGUCGAUCCAGAGAUCGAAGGCCUUCUUCUACAUCCAUGCCAACAAGGGAGGAAAGCUACUAGCCCGCAUGUUGCGGAACCAACAAACAAGCGCACAGGUGAGCGCACUGCGAACAGCCAGGGGCACCACUACGCAAUUCCCUGAGGAGAUCGCUAACGAAUUCCGCUCGUACUACGAAGACUUGUAUAACAUACCGCCCGAAACCCCGGACGCGGACGAGAUCAGAACCGCAGGAGACAUCGCACGCUACCUCAGAGACUUCAACCCUGAAGCCCUAUCCCAGCAGGAAGCAGACGCCCUAGACGCCCCGAUAUCUACAGACGAGAUACUGGCAGUGAUAAAAACCACAAAAAAUGGGAAGGCACCGGGCCCGGACGGGUUCUCGGCAGGCUAUUAUAAAAAGUUCAGAGACAUCCUAGCCCCACGUAUUGCCAACGCCUGCAACCACCUCCGAGACGGGGGUAAAUUUCACAGAGAAUCCCUAGCAGCAAUAAUCACAGUGAUUCCCAAACCUGGCAAGAGCCCGGAAAUCUGUGGCAAUUACCGACCCAUAUCACUACUGAAUGUGGACGUGAAGAUCUUCUCCAAGGUGCUAGCUACGCGACUGCAACAAUUCUUGCCAAGGCUAGUCCACCCAGACCAGACGGGGUUCAUCCCGGGAAGAGAGGCCAGGGAUAGCACCCUGCGGGCGUUCACUAUACAAAGCCUGGCGCGUAGGGGAACAUCGGACUUCCUUAUGCUCUCCACGGACGCAGAAAAGGCGUUCGACUGGGUAAGGUGGAGCUUCAUGACGGCAGCGCUGACGGUGAUGGGUCUGGGGAACGGCAUACUCACCUGGAUAACGGCACUAUACACCGACCCAACUGCCAGAGUACGGGUAAAUGUAGCACUUACAGACAACUUUGACAUCAACAACGGAACCAGACAGGGAUGCCCGCUGUCCCCCCUCCUCUUCGCCCUCUCAUUAGAGCCGUUUCUAGACAAGAUCAGAAGGACACCAAAGAUCCAGGGAUUCAAACAGAAAGAUCAGACACACAAGGUGGCCGCAUACGCGGAUGAUAUGCUCUUCUUCGUCGCGGAACCUCAGGGCACACUGCCGGCCCUCCUACGGGAGUUCAAGCAAUAUGGGCAGAUAUCAGGACUCAAGCUAAAUCUAGCAAAAUGAGAAAUUCUGGCAAUACACACCGAAAGGAACGCGCAGGAGAGACUCCAACGCAAGUUCCCUUUCCACUGGUGCAAGGAGCAGAUGCGCUACCUAGGGAUUUGGCUCUGCCGUGACCCGGGCGAGACAUACGAUAGGAACUAUACACCCCUCCUACGCAACGUACUGACGGACCUGUCGAGAUGGUCGUACGAUCACAUAUCUUGGCAAGGCCGAAUAGCGGUGGUCAAAAUGAAUAUCCUCCCCCGCCUCCUCUACUGCUUCAGCACUAUUCCCUGGCACCUGCCACAGGACUUCUUCACCAAGCUCAAAACAGUGGUAACAAAAUAUGUCUGGAAGGAGGGGAGGCCACGGCUUAAACAUGACAGACUAUGCUUGCCAAAACCAUGGGGAGGCCUGGCCCUGCCUGACUUUCGGAAAUACUUCCACGCGACAGUACUCCAGAGAAUUCGAGAAUGGCACACGGCCCCCACCAACAAACUAUGGAUGAGGCUGGACAGGGAAAGCACAAACAGAGCACUCCACACAUACAUCUGGCACCGCCCGACAGGGGCUACACAAGCUCUGGGUACGGAAUCCCCAGUGACGCAGACGCUGAAAACCUGGUCCACCCUGCGAAGGGAAGCUCACAUCUCGCCACAGCCAAGCCCCCUGAUCCCCCUAACAUAUAACGUAACCAUAGGAGGGGGACUACACGCGAACGCGUGGCCAACACAUGGAGCAGAGGGAUAUGUACCCCUGAGUUCGGCCCUGACAAACGCCAGCCUGCGCAGCCUUCAAGACUAGGCGGACACAGAUCGUCUGACGAUAAUGCACAGUUUCCAUUACGCACAGCUGAGACACUUCUACCACAAUCUGCCCAACAGGGGAGCAGUACACAGAGAAUGGACCUGGUUUGAACACCUCUGCGAGAGCUAUGCAGAGGCAGAUGGCAGAGUAUCGGGCAUAUACCAACAACUGCUCACAGGGGAACUUUCCAGAAACAACGCCUUCCAGAGGCAGUGGGAGGAAUUGACAGACAGAACCUUCACAGACGCCCAAUGGGCGCAAAUUCUCAUAUUACAACACAAAAGCUCCAUAAGCACCAGGUACCAGGAGGUGAACUACAAGCUGAUCUCCCAGUGGUACAGAACACCAGCAAAACUACACAGGAUAUUCCCAGGGGUUCCAGAUACAUGCUGGAGAUGCGAAGCGCAGCCAGGCACACUACGCCACAUUUGGUGGGAUUGCCCUGGGAUCAAGCCAUUCUGGGAAGAGGUAAACCGGGAAAUCACUACAAUUCUAGGUGACCCACCAGACUUUAGCAUAGAGGCUGUGCUCCUACACUUCUCCACGGGACAGCUGGCACAAUACAAACGCUCAAUCCUACGACACCUGCUUAAUGCGGCCAAAGCACUGAUCCCAGCGAGAUGGAAGCAAACCCAGCCACCUUCCAAAACGGAAUGGCUGCAGAGAAUAGAAGAGAUCCACACAGCUGAGGCGAGAUACGCUGAAAUACUUGGAAGGAGGGACAAACAUCUUGAAAUGUGGACACCAUGGUACCUAUACACGUCACAAACAAGGACAGGGGAUGGGUCACCACAGGGAUCCUAGCCAGCUGGACCAACACGCGCAUCUUAACACAACCUCUCUCUCCCCCCCCCCCACCUCAACCAGACCUGCCCUGAUAGACUAACUCGGGAUAGACUCAUGCCACACCAUAACUAUGCCCCACACCUUCCAGACCUCCCACCCUUACACAUUCCCACCCAUCCCUAUCUCUUCCCCCUCUCUCCUUUUUCUUUCCCCGGGCGAGGUCGGGGACCGCCUGGCGCAACAGGGCCACAAUAUAUCUGAGCCCAAGAACGCACCACGAUUUCCCCAUGGGACGUGGGCCCAACGAGACAUCGCUCAAUAGACUCGGGGGGGUCCCAUGACGUGGGAACUCCUACAAUAAACAGCAAACAUAAGUCAACACUAGAUGACUGAUACAACUGAGCACUGAGACAUCACACCAUCCCCACCCGAGGGGGGAAACACUCCAGACACACCACAGAUACCACACGUGGAGAGCGACUGGAGCACGACAACGAUUACCGCCCACAAGUAAGCAAAACGACAGAGACAACUGACCACGCCGCUGGGCGCUCCCCCCCUCGGGAGGGGGGACGCGGACUCAGAACGAGAGGGUAGAUGACCCAGGAGAGAACCCGCAACAUACCUAGGCACCACCGAAGUUAAGGAAAAGACAACAGGAAAGGGAGUCCCAGACCAGGUGCAAGACUAUAGGACCCGAUCUCGCAAAACGACCCCUUUCUCACUCCCCAUGUUAGAGGACGUGACCUGGGACCUACCGCACUACUCACCAUUUGAUUGAGGUUCAACUAUAGAAUUGUUCCGCCCUCACUGGUGUGGGCCGGCAGCCAUCCGCUUCCGAUAACGCUCUAUAAAGAUCCACCUAAAACUGAUGGUACUCAUGUCAGACGCAAUUGGAGACCUGCGAGUCUCACUGACAAUAUAAGUUCUGCUAUCUGUUAUUGUCUGAACUGCUAAUAAAAACUUUAUUUACAAAAACAAAAAAAGAAACUAACUCUGGAGAUCCAGCAAGUGUCUGUGACUGUUGAGAAUGCUGACAAAGAGGGUUAUAGGAAGAAAAAUGAGUGGCCUAAUGAGGCCAUAGUCAUACGUAAUUGCUCGUAACGUAACGUAAUAUUUAACGUUUAAGAGACUGCCUAGUGAGGGCCGUAUGUAGCGACAUUGUUGGGCAGGCUGUAUGCCAAAAUAAACUUAUGCCAAAUGUAAAUCUUAUACCAUAUGUGAGUGCCCAAAUGAGCAGACGAAAAUUUGUGCUGUACUGAAUAGCACGUGGAGGGCCGAGGUAUGAUAGUGUUGUAGCACACCCUAGUAGGCUGGAAAUGACAUCAGAGCUGAGUUGCUGGAUAAUGGGCUGUAUGAGAUGUAACGAUUGUACGUGUCACAACGUAAGUGGCCUGGUUACACCGAACUACUGACAUUAUGCUGAAACACAAUGGCAAAAUAAGAGAUUUAAGGGUUACAUUCAUAAUGAGGGAUAAUGGACCCUCUGAGAGUAUGGCUUGGUGUAUGCCACUUAGGAAGGGUUGUGAGUGGAUUAGCAUGGUGCUCGUAUGCUGGUAGCAUAAGGAAUACAAAUGCAUAAAUGUCCAGAGGAUACAAAUCCAAUGGACACAAAGCGAGGUUGCUUGCAAAAUAUACAAUGAACAUAUGAAAAAAUAUAUAUUUAAAUAGAUUUUAUUUUAUUAAGUAUUUGGAGGAAAAGACAUAUAUAACAUAAACCCAUUAAAAAAGAGCCAUACACCUGUAAAGGCUCUAUAAUAAACAGGACACACUCUAAAGUAGACUGGAUAGAAUGUGGACUGAGGGUAAUGGUGGUGGAAGUUACAUACCCCAAAAAGAUUUUAUAUAUUGACUACACAGGAUCUCAUUUGGCUAUAAUGAAAAGGCAAUACAGAAGCCCUAUGAAUCAAUACCACUAUUACAGAUGUACAGUGUUGAAUGGACUAUACUCAUUGUGACUGUGACUUAGCUAUUAGUGAAAAGAUUUAGAUGUCAACUUCAAACCACUUAUGGCUAAAAUGAAAGGCAAUUUGAAGCCCUACAAGUCAACCCCACUAUUAUGAAUAAACAGGGAAAAAUGAAUUAUUUCUAAUUUAGCAAUAUAGCAACUCAGGCUGCUACCUGAGAGGAUGUCACUCUGGUAUAAAUUUAUAUGCCGUUUAUAUUGAACCAAUUAUGGCAAUAAACAGAGGCAAAAAAAGUCCUCCAAGAUAAAACCACUAUUAUGGAUAAACUGUAUUAAUCAAGUAUUAACAAUAUAACAAUGUAACAAUAAAAAUUGCUACAAGGAAAAGUUAUACAAGAUAGAUUGUAAAUACAAAGGGGGGAAGUAUAUAGCUUGCAGCAGCCUUCUAGGAACUAACUUAAAAAGAUAUUGACUUCAAGGUCACUGACUAAAAAAGUUCUAAGGCACAAUAGAGGGCUCGUUGCUGCUAAACACCAAACUAAGUAGAAAGCUAAUACUCCCUUAGAAUACCCCAUUACACCGAAAGAAUAUCCUCCAAUUACGUCCACAUAGCUACUGAAACUGGAGUCUUGAAUAAUGCCCCAUAAUAAAUAAGUACCCAUUGUGCAACAAAAGAAAAUGUGCUGUGACAAACAGAAAGUAAACCGACACUCGUUUCAGCACUACUAAAGUGCCUUCAUCCAAGGCAAUCAAGAAAGCGGCUCACCUGGUCCCCUUAUGUAAGAAUAAGGAAUAAUCAGUCAUGUUAUGUUUUGAUAACAACCAAUCAGAGUGUUGUUAGGAAUCAAAUUACACAGCAUGGGAAAAAUGACACAGAGCACUCUGAUUGGUUGGAUUCCAAUCCAACCAAUCAGAGUGCUGUGACAGGUAAAUUUAGAGACUUACCUGUCAGUCUCUUCAUUUACCUGUCAGAGCAUUCUGAUUAGUUGGCUUAAAUCAACCAAUCAGAGCGCUCUGAGCCUAAUUGCAGGGUGUGGGAAGGCUUUAUAAGCCUUCCCCGCCCUGCGGAGCUCAGUCUGUGUGGUGCCCCUCAUGGGUGAAGAUGGAUUAUUUUUUUGUGCUCAUGUUUUUUAUUUUAUUUUCAAAGUCCAACGGGUAUUAUGGACUUUUAUUUGGCCUUUUUUGGGGGCUGGAAAAAAAGAUUUUAGAAAAAAGAAGACAUCAAAUGGUAAGUUUUUUUUUUUAUUUACAGGGAUUUAGUUUUAAUGUCCCCCCCCCACACACUUUUAGGGUGAGGGGGGUAGGUAGGGGUUUAUUAAUUUUAGGGUGGGGGGGUGACUAGGGGCAUGGGGACCCCUAGUCACCUGGGGGGUCAACAUUUUUAUUUAGGGCUCUCACCCACCUCUUAGGGGUGGGGACCGCGGGGGAGGACAAUAGGUCCCCCUCUACCUUCCCCUUAUUUUCAUUUAGGGCCCCCACCUGCCGCUCCUCCCCCCACUGGUGAGAUGCCUCACCAUAAGGCCAUUUAUUGAGGGGUGGGGGGGUAUUUACAUUUUUUAACAGUAAGCAGCCACAGGCUGCACACUGUUUACUUGACAUGCCCCAUUAGCGGUAUAGCGAGUAGGGGCAGAAUUUACUAACACUAAGUAAUCUUUACUUAGUAUUAGUAAAUAUGACUUAAAGACCAAUCUUGGUCUUUCAUCCUUUUGGUAGAUAGCUCCCUGAUACCGUGGGAAUUAGGGAGUUAUCUACUAAGCAGCUGCAAGAUGCAGCAGCGGCACGAAUAGGAUCAGUGUUUCAUUCAUUAGAAUGAAAUUCCGAUCUGAACAAAGUCCCGAAUUUAAAAACUGUUCUCAUUCUGUUAAAGGACCACUAUAGUGUCAGGAAAACAUACUCGUUUUCCUGGCACUAUAGUGCCCUGAGGGUGCCCCCACCCUCAGGGUCCCCCUCCCGCCAGGCUGGAUGGAGAGGAAGGGGUUAAACUUACCUCUUUCUCCAACGCCGAGCGGGGAACUCUCCUCCUCCUCUUCUCCCUCUCUUCGGCUGAAUGCGCAUGCGCGGCAGGAGCCGCGCGCAUUCAGCCAGUCCAUAGGAAAGCAUUCACAAUGCUUUCCUAUGGACGCUGGCAUCUUCUCACUGUGAUUUUCACAGUGAGAAACGUAGAAGCGCCUCUAGCGGCUGUCAGUGAGACAGCCACUAGAGGCUGGAUUAACCCAAACAUAAACAUAGCAGUUUUUCUGAAACUGCUAUGUUUAUAGAAAAAAGGGUUAACCCUAGAUGGACCAGGCACCCAGACCACCUCAUUAAGCUGAAGUGGUCUGGGUGCCUAUAGUGGUUCUUUAAGACGAAAUUCGGUAGUUUCGCUGGCGUUCUGUCUAAUUGACAGGACGUCCGGGAAUACUGACAGGAAGCAUCGCGAGAUCACGGAUCAAAGGUGAGAAUUGUGGAAAAAUUGCUCUGACCACCGGAAAUAAAGCACACUUGCUCCUCGGUCGGUCAUGCGUAGGAAACCUCCAUAAGACAAAGUAGUCCCCAGUCCCUACUUUGUCUAAUGUUGUUUUAAAGAAAACUAGAGUAGACAGGAAGAAAUGAAGAACAGAUCAUGACAGAGGGAGAGAAGAGGAAUCGAUUAAAGAAAGGUAAGUUCAGCAUGACAAUGCUGCUUUAACUCCUUAAGGACCAAACGUCUGAAUUAAAAGGGAAUCAUGGCAUAGAAUUUUUUGCAACAUUGUAUAUAUUCCCUUGAGGCAUCAUUUCAUAGGUAUUACACUGCUUAGCAACUAAGCUAUUGGGUUCAACCUCUCUGUGAGUAUAUAUUUUUUUUUACUCACCACAACUAGCUGAUAACAGACGGAUUUACUUUAUACUUGUCUCUGUUUUACAAUAAACCUAGCCUUUUGCCUUUAUUACAAUAUUAUUUUUUCAGACAGCGACCUUGAAGUCGAUGCAGUGUUUAGCAAGUUCAAUGAAGGCUUAGCUAUAUAAUGUUUUUCAGAUACAUUAUUUCUCUGCUAUCCUUAGGUUAUAUGAUUUAAUUGCUAUAUUGUAUAUAUUUCCUUGCUAUAUGUAUUAUAUUGUUCAAACUCUGAGUAUAUUUUUUUACUCACCACAACUACCUUGUAACCUAUAUACGAUUAUGAUUCAUAAUUGUUUCUAUCUUAUCAUUCCUUUAACAAGCAGCCUCCAUUGCUCCUUAACCACUUCUACCCCAUUUCUUUUUUUUUCUUUUUCUUUUUUGUCUCUUUGGUUCAAUUACUGUUCCUUUUUAACGAUAUAUAAAUACAUUUAAUUUUAAUUACAUUAUAUUCAUAUAAGGACUUUACUUUGUCCUCUGGAUUUUAUGUCCAUUGGUCAUCUAGAUGUAUAAUCAAAUUCUAGAAGAGUAUGUUACAAAUAAUUUUAUCUAUAUUUGUGAAUGCCAAUACACAUAGUUUAUGGUCUUUUGAUUGAUGUGAAGAUACUUUUCAGGUGAACGAUCUUGUUUAUUUAAAAGCUGCUGCACAUGCAUAUGGACAUGCUUCCAUUUUCAAUGUUACCAUUAUUCUUACAUUUUUUCUUUGACCCAAAUCAAUGUUAAGCUCCUUAAAGCAGGCUGACUCAGACUCUUUAUAUACUGUAAUGCCUAUAUAGGUUCUCUGAAUCAGAAUCCUGCUUAAUACUUGUUCAACCAAUAUUACUAGAAAGUCAGUUCCAAUUACAUUAGUCCAGAUCAGGCAACAACAGCAACUGUGUUUUACUGAGUGACAUUUUGUAAUUUUCACCUUGCAGAUACCCUGCACUUGUGGAGUUGCCCAGCCACGCUCAAUGAUGGACAGCAGUUAUAGCGAUGGCGAGGUAAACAACCUGGGACAUUUUGUGUCGGAAAAUGGAGAGAAGGACGACAGAAUCAUGGUGCAACUGGCACUCAGCAAUGAAAGGAACUCCAAUAGAAGAAAAAGCCAGCGUGCAUAUGUUAGCAUGCGCAUUGACACUCAUGCUAUUGACAAAUAUUCAAGAUUGAUAUUUCCAGCAGCGUACAUUCUUUUUAAUCUGAUAUACUGGUCCAUUUUCUCUUAGAAAAGAAACACAAUACUAAAAGCAAGCUUGCCAAUAGACAAUUCCCUGAGACAUUGAGUGGACUGAUUUUUGAAUAGUUCACAAGAUGUGCCAGAUGAUACAUAAAUAUUGUUUUCUAUGAAAUUUCCGAGAAUAAUAACCCUAAUUCACAUAACUUGCAUUUGUAAAGUAUGCUGUGUUUACAUGAUUUGCAAUUUAUUUAACUUUUCAGCAUUGUAUUAUUCUUUUUUUUUUUAUAUAAAUUAUAGUAGAAAACACCUUUUGAGCAUUAGAUACAUAGUGCUCUUUUUAUGUGAUGCUCAAAGUAAGCACUAAUGUUUAGAGAUACUUAGGAUUAUAUUGUACAUUUUGUAUUUACCACUUCUGUAACAGAUAAGUCCAAUACUUUUGACCAAGUUCAUAAUUACGAGAUACGGUCUAUGCCAGUGAUGGCGAACCUAUGGCACGCGUGCCACAGGUGGCACGCCGAGCCCACUCUGUGGGCAUGCGGCCAUAGGUUGCCGGAGGGAGGGUGCGCUCCGCCGGCGCAUCCAUAAGGCGGCACAAGUGGCCGCCUUAGGGAGCACCGGCCCGGCGGGUGCAAAGCCAGAGUGACCGGCAGGAGGUGAGCACAGAGCGCUCCCUCGUGCCAGGCACUCUGUGUAGCGUGGCCGAGCGCACCGCGGUACAGGAACUUUUGUUUCCUGUACCCGGGUGGCCAGAAAUUAAGUGCUCACAGAUAAAUCACUUCCUGUCCGGCCGGGUACAGGAAACUGAGCUCCGCGCUCGGCCACGCUACAAGGUAGGAGACUGAGGGAGAG